AGUUGAGACCGUUGAGAGAUUUGAAGAAUCAGCACAAGAACAUCACAAGAGUAAACGACAGGGCUAUGUGUGUAAAGACCACCAAAGACAUCUCAAUAUGAGCAAAGAAUGAAUGAGGUAAAAAGGAACCACAAGCAAGUGAAUAAAAAGAAAAAAGGCUAAAGAAUGACAAACUGAAAGGAAACAAAAGCCACAGGUCAUUGACAUGCAGGUAAGAAGAGCUGAAUUGCAUUUAUUUCCUUCCUUUGGCUAAAAAUUACAGUUUUACUCUUCUAUCAUGUUGCAGAAAACUAUGCUUCAAUUUCUUUUCAUUCAUCUGUGUAAAUUCCUGGCCGUAUGUUUGUACGCAAACAAUUAGCAUUACAGGAUUCCAAUAUAGAAAUGUUUUCCUAUCUAUAUAUGUCAUUACAUGAACUCUUGUGGAAAGUACUAGCAGCUUAUUUUAAUUCUGCUUACAAAUUCUUCUAGACCCAGCAGUAACAGUUAUAUAUAAGAUUUUGAGGCUGCUCAGUCACAAGUCUCUCUAAGCAGGGUCAGUGUAUCCUCUUUUGCCACUUGAGGCGAAAUGGGAAGUGCCCCCCGCCCUGCUGCAACCCCCACUGAAGCAUCCCUUAGCUGGGUUGUACAGCAGCAGCAGGUUCUGGUGAGAUCUCACAAGAGCUCACAGACAUCUUGUAGAAAAUUGGUGCUUGCUUCCCCACAGGUGGCGGCAGGGCAGUUGGGGCAGGAUCCUGCAGGAAUGCUGCCUUGGGGGCUUCCACUGCCCCCACCUGCUACAUCCCACCUGUCUCUAAGUGGUGUACAUAAUAAAAUUAUUGAUAAAACACAGCUGAAUUCCACAAACUACUAAAAAAACCUUAUUAUUAUUAGUAACAAAAACACAUAAAAUCAGUAAAACGUUUAAUGCAAACAGAUAACUAAAUUAUAUGUCUGUUGAUAGAUGAAAAGUGGGUUUCUAGUGGUUUUCUAUUCAGUUCCCUGGCUCUGCCCCUGGUGUCUAGAUAGGAACUGGGAAAUAUUUCUGUCUGACACCUGGCAAGCAGCCGCUGGUUAGCAUUCACAAUACUGAACAAGAGGAACUGAUUUGUUGGUUGAUGACUUGGUAGAAACAGCUUCCUGUGUUCCAGUUCAAGAGGAAGAUAGAUUCCCUUUAGCAAUUCACAGCAUUGGCUUCUUUCUAAAUUUUGAACGUUUUUGCCACCAUACUUUCUAAUUUAAGCUGUAAUCAUACAAGCCAUCUUUUAUUUGAAAAUAUGUUUAUUAUAUGCAAUCAUAGAAGUCAUCUUUAACACAAAACCAAAAAACCCAAAGAUGCGUAAAAUUCUACUAAAAUAUUGUACAGUGCAAUCUAGUUGUUGCCCACUUCAUCCUUAGACUAUGGGUAGUAUAAUAUUCUAUUUAUGUUAAGUAUUUAUGAGUUGCUCUUUGAGUAAAAAUAUCCAAAGCAACAUAUAAACAACAUCAAAGAGGACGUGACCCUUUUAGCAUUGUGCUAGCUGCCUGCCUGGUUUGCAAUUCAAAUUGCAACGCUGACUCCCAGCAUCAGAGUCUGGCUUUGCCUUGCUUCAGGGCGUAUUUGCUACUUUCACGGCAUGUUUUCAGUCUUUGGGUGGAAAAUGAAGAGUCAGAACUUCCCUUUCUAGACAAGCAAUUUUUUGAGGGUAACUAUGGGGGGUGGGUGGUUAGACGACGCACCAGGGGCAAGCCAAGAUCCUGGAGGUGGGUCGCAGCAGCCCAGCCUAUCCUUCCCUCUCUUUGCACUCGCGCGCGCCCCUAUUCCAUUCCCUAUUAUAGAAGCGCUUCCGGCGGCGUGGACCAACCUGACAUCAUCCCCCGCACCCCGGUGACGUCAGCGCCGGGAGCAGUGUGUGACGGCGAUGCGUAGGGGAGCGUGGUGACGUGCCCUAUUUAAAGGUCCCCGAGCAGAGGAUGGAGGCAGAAUAAGCAGGUGCUGCCGCGCGGGGGGAUCGUGGUUGCGGAGUAGCCGAGAGAAGACAUUGCACCGCUCAGCCCCGCAGGGAGAGAGCUGGGCCCGAGUGGAGGGGCAGACCCCGCGCCUAGCUUGGGCUGCUUACGCGCCGCUGCAGCCGCAGCCCUUCCACCGUCGCGCUUUUUUAAUUGUAUUUUUUUUUUGUUUGGGUGGCUGCGGGCGCCGGUGGGAGGGACCGAGCGAAAGGAGAGCGGGGCGCCCGUCUGUUCUCUGGCGCCUCCAGCUCUGAGCGCCGCCCUCCCGGCUCUCCCCCCUCACGCCCCCAGCCUGUCCUGCGCGGGAAACCGGCAGAGGGAGAGAGUGAGGGAGCAACCGACUGAGGCGGAGGCGUGUGCGAGGGCGGGGAGAGGAGGAGGGGGAGGAGGUGUGAGGCGGGAGGAUGUGAGCGGGCGGCGCGGAGAGGCUUUUGCGGGCAGGGAAGAGCCUGAGCGGCCGGGCACGGAUUGACCCUGCGGUUGGAGAGCCCCGCGCCUUGACUGCCUGCCCGUCGGGGGAACGGUGCCUGAGGUGUUGUAGGGGCAAGCGCCCUCCUCCUCCUCCUCCUCCCGCUGUCGCCGCAGCAGCCCGCGCUGUGGCCCCGCUGCUGCAGAGAGGGGCGCGAGGGGGCUCUGCUGCUAUCGACGCGGUUACCACCACCGCCACUCCUCCUCCUUUUUCUCCUCCCGCCUCGCUGCUGCUGCUGCUGCUGCUGCUGUGAAUGAUUGAUCUGCCAGCUCCGAGCCGGAGGAAGAUGCUCCCCCGCUGCAGAAACAGGCGUGCCUGAAGGGGGACCCGCCACAUCUCCUGCCGCCUCUCCCCUUUAGCCCCCCACGUCUUCAUCAUCCCUCCCUUGCAAGGGAUGCGCGGCCGGUGCCCUGCCUCAGCCGCCGUUUUACCGGAGCCCGAUGUCAGCGCCGGCGAAACGGCUUCUUCCUCCGCCGCCGCCGCCGCCUCCCGCUGCUGCUGCUGCCGCUGUCGCCGCUGCUGCUUGGGAAAAUGAAGCGACACCCCCCAUUCUGCUGCUGCUGCUGCUGCCGGCGGGGGUGUUAGAAGGAAGGGCGGCGCGGAGCGCUGCGCACACCGCAAGCCCCCCAAUCCCGCUCUGCACCUGAGACGGACGGCGAUUCGGGGCUCUCGCCGCCGCUCCAGGGCAUUUGUGUUAACUGCCGACGGCGUAAGCGCUGCUGUGGGGUUUCUAAUCCCCCCCCACCUCCUCCCUGCAGAAGGAGAGUUGGCUUGGUGCUGCUGCUUCUACCUCCUGUCCGCCGCCUCCUGGCAGGGAGCUGGAGCUGCCCCUGGACCCCGUGGUGCAGGGGGUGCGGAGGAGACUGGCUCCGGGAGGCUAUGGGGGAGAGUCCCCUCGGGCCGACUCCCUAGCCAGACUCCCUGUCUUCUCUACAUAAGGGUUUCUUCCCCCUCCCCCGGCCACGCUCCCACAUGCCUGUAGACUCUAGCGUUUAAAAUUCUGCUGAGAAGGAUUAUAGGGCCCCGUGGAUUUCGUGGAAACACCUGGGAUCUACUACAGGAAAAGGCAGAAAACCAGACCGAGGAGGAGUAUCAGCACUGCUAACUAGCUGGGGUCCAGUUGCCGCGUUGUAAAAGUGCAAGGCUAAUCCAUUUAGGAAUUGGUCUGCUUAAACGACUCACAUAGCACGUCUCCAUUGGUCAUCAUGGGGUAAGGAUUUCAUACUGAAUCUAGGAGUUGUAAAGGAGGGAAGUGGGUGUCUUUAACAUGUCCAGUUUCCAUUAAGUCUGGAAUGCUUGCCUUUUAAAGAUAGGCCGCGUCAUUUCCACUAUUAUCUGUAAGAGAGGCACUGUAAUAGGUAACUAUGUUGGAAUUUAAAUCAGAACUAAGACUACCUUCCGUAAUAGCUUAGUAAAUAUCUUGCUUCUUGGUUAGCAGCACUGAGAAAUGUCACAACGGCAGUGAAACCAGAGACUUAUUUAUUCAGCUUUGAAUAUGUAUAACGUUAAAUAUUACUGGAAUGCUUCAGCCAUAAAACAGGAAACAUUUGUUGCUCUUGUUUUGUCAGCCAGGUCUGACACUUAAUCAGUGAUCCUGUUUUCCAUAAGUACUAGAAAGAUAAUGGAAAGAGGAAUAAUAUACAGACUCUCUUUUCCUGCAAGCAGUUAACACUCUGAGAAGAUCCUCUUUAGUCAAAAUAUUUUAAAAUGCUGGGGAUUUUUUUUAGCCCUGCUGGUUGCUUUCAAAAGUGAGGAAAAUGGCUCCUUAAGCAGCUUGUGGGUUGGGUGAAUGGCUGUUCCAAAGUAGUUUGAACACUACUGUACUACCUUUUUGUUGAUGGUGCCAACCACCAGUACAGCUAUGAGAGUUUUUGAAAGUGCCACUUAAUGCAUACAGUAUACAUAUGUGUAUUUUUGCAGUUGUGGAAUCUGUAUUGGCUGGAAUGUGCAUGGAGUUUUUUUGGUUUUUUAAAGAUGAUAUUCUGCUUUCUAUCCUUGGUUAAUAAUAUUCUUAUUUUACACAUUCCCCUCUCCUCCCCCAAAGAAUCUAAGGAUCAUGUGAUAGCUCAGCUGGUAGAGCAUGAGACUCUUAAUCUCAGGGUGGUGGGUUUGAGCCCCACGUUGGGCAAAAAAUUCCUGCAUUGCAGGGGUUGGACUAGAUGAUCCUUGUGGUCCCUUCUAACUCCACAAUUCUAUGAUUCUAUGUGUGAUAUGAACUGUAAUCUAGAUGCUUCUUAUGUAUCAAGAUAAUGUGUGGUUAGUUUACAUAGUAAAGUGCAUGUCAUGGUUAACUAGUGAAAGGCAACAAAUAGUACUGUAUGGUUUCUGGUUUCUGUUCUCCUAUGCUUACGGUGUCUGUAGGGCUCGGUCAUUAACUAAUUGUCCUGGAUGAUUUCUUCAAGAAGGCAAAGGAGGGGCCAGCACCUGAAACCCCACGCCCUAAAGUGCCCUGAAUUCAAGUUCUGUUGCUGCAAAUAUAACUUGCAGCACCUCUAUUUUUGUCUUCAAGUUGGCAGCUCAGGAGACCAGGCAGUAUCUUGGGCUAGGGAGAUGUGGUCCAAGUUUCUCAUUGUCAAGUAUACACAAUGAGCUUGCAAGCCAUGCUAGACCUUUCUUUAGUUGAUUGAACCCAGCGAAAGGAUUCAUUUGCAUGUGUAAUAUUUUGUGUACAGGUCUAAGCUAAUCAUAAUUUAACGUUCUCUUCGGUAGAUCCCUGUGUGCUGUGAAUUUUCAGUGAGCGUAAUUGCUAGGAAGCCAGAGACCUUAGCAGAGUAGAUGAGCACCUUUUUUCUGUUUCCUCUUAGAGUCACUGUGUGUAGAGUCUUGUUUCUCUCCUUUCUUGUUCUGCUUAAACCAGCCAGGGGCAUCUCAAUGGAAGAAAGGCAUGCAGAAAGAAGCUGCUGGUUUUCAGUUCACAAACUCCUUCCCUAAACUGUCUUUUUAUCUAUGAGAGAUGGAGAGGAUAGGGAAGAAAGUAACAAGGGCUAAGCACCUACCUACCCACAUAGGCAUUGGGUUUUUUAAAAAAUAAGAAGAAAUAACUAUAAAAUAUUGCUUAAUCUAUAACUUGAGAUUUAGUGUACCUUGAUUGCACCAAGUAGUAGAAUGCCAACUUUCCAUCUUCAGUCUUUUCUGAAGCCUGAGACUGCAUGCUUAGGUUUUCUUUGCUUGCUGGGACAAUCAGUCGUGCCUGUAGAUUUCCAUGGCUUUUCCACUUCAUGGGAUUUUGUGGCCUUGCUUUCUUUCUCUCUCGCUUUUGGUCUACUUGGAUCUGAGCUUCAGUAUUGCCAUUGAAUGGUUUGUGUUUUAUUUUAGAAAACCUGCUUCUGGCCUCGAAGAACCUAAUCUAUUACAUCCUAAAUCUAAAGGCCCGAAUCUAUGUUGCAUGCAAAAAGGCCUGAUGACCCCACCACUUCUGUAACAUGGCUCUUCUUGGGACAACAAAAAGAUUCUAGUGUUCACUUACAUGCUUUUUUGUGUAACAUUUAAAUGCUGCCAGCACAGUUAUUAGAAUGUGGAUUCCAGUGAAAUCAGUGGGAUAUUUACAACAUACUGCAUAUGUUUUGUACUGAAGAACAAAGCACAGAAAAUCUAAGGCAUUAAAAAUUCUUCCCAUUUGCCAAAGGACCUUGAAGCUUUACAGAUAUUCCUUAGGAAGUUGUUAGUUGGUUGGAUACACCUAGAAGCAAACAUUUGCAUCUACAUGCAGGGAAUAUAGCUCCCUGAUCUUAAGCUUUGUUAAAACUGCCCAUUCCAAAAUGCCUCUGUGUAGCAUUCAGGUCAUUUGUUUUCUGUCUGCUACUUGCCUUAGCCACCCAUGUGAAAAGUUUUUCCCUCAUGUGCUGUAGAUUUGCCAAAUACUUCCCCAACCUGGUUCACUUCAGACUUUGUUGGACUCCAGCUCUCUCAUAACUCCAGACAGCAUGGCCAGUUGUCGGGGAUAAUGGAAGUAUUUACUGGAAAGGUGGGCCAGACUAGUUUUGGGGAGUGUGUUUUGACAUCUCAAAUCAUUGUCAGAUGUUUUUCCUCUUUUGUCAUUCUGUCCAUACAUAUCCAUAAAUUAACUGAAACUUCUUGAUCAUUCCAUAUCACAUGGUCCAACUUUUUUACCUCAUGUCAUCCAAUUUUCUUAAGAUUUUGUACACUUGUUGAAUGAUCAAAACUAAGUUUAGCAACAAAAUAGAUAUCAAACAACAUUAUGACACUGCUGGAACUGUUUAACUGGUGCCAAGAUAACAUCCUUUCUAUCUAGUUCUUAUUUUCAACAAAUGAGGAGUACAGAAAAGAAGAAAUGCUCCUAAAAUGACAAAAAGAGUGAAAGUGAUCAAGGGGAAACACAAGGAUUUCAUUGCUACAUCCAGUCCAACAGAAAUUGUGACCAUGGUGUACUCCUUUAGCAAUGAGAGGGAGAAGUUUGACGUUGAAGGAGGUACAAAAUCUCUGGAUAUGGCUGAGAUAACUGGGUAUGCGACCUGUGAAUACAAGCAAACAUGGUUGUUGACCUAUGUGCUGGUGGACUAUAAAAGUGAAGAAGCAACUGUGACCUUCUUACACAUUUUCCCCAUAAUUUUGUUUGAUAUGCAUUUUGUUGUAAUGGUCACAAGAUGAAGUACUAACAAGAAUUCUUUCAAAGUGUUAAUUCUAUCAUGCAACAGCAAGCUAUCAAUCUGCUUUGGAAUACAUUUUUAAAAGAAAAGCCUGACUAGCUUUUCAGACACCUUUUAAAUGAAUACCUUUCUUAAAAAAUGCCUGUAGCGACUAACAUUAUAGUUGAAGUCUUGUUUAUUUUGUUAUAUUUUCCUCCUAGAAGACCCAUUUAUCCUAAAUAGAAGCCAAUAAGGCAGACAUGUAUGUACUAUAUAUAUAUAUGCAAUCCCAUUGAGAUCCCAAGAUAAAAUUUUGCAGAUAGCUAUUAGAAAUAUUAAAUAAUCAACACAGGUUUUGGGAAAUUUUUAAUCAUAUUUUUUAUCACUUUUUAAAUUUUGCAACUUAAAUUUAAAAUUUACAUUUUUAAGUAAGUCCACCAUGUGACAUAUCCUGUUAAAGCCCACAAAGUUCUGAAAAGAUUGGUGUUUUUAGUUUUGGUGUAUCUCAAUCCUGGGCUGAGCUUUAAAGGUUUUGAAAUUUCAAACCAUCAUAACUAAAAAAUGGGAUGAUAUGAAAAAUUAAAAUUUUAGAUUUAAACUUAGUUUUGAUCAUCCAACUAGUGUACAAAAUAUUAAGAAAAUUGGAUGACAUGAGGUAAAAAAGACGGAUCACUUGAUAUGGAAUGACCCUUCUGUUAUCUUGAUGGCAUUCUGUGAGUGCAUAACCCUUUGAAAAUAAUAAUAGUAUAGACUGGUAUAAUGUUUUUUUAAAACUGAAAACAGAACCUUUGUUGAACCUGUACGGCUUGCUAAAGACCAGCAACUGCUGGAGUGUAUAAUACUCUUAGUCAUGGAAUGGUGGUUGUUUUUAUCUACUCUUAUGCAAAAGCUAUAAUGAGCAGGCUUGAUCAUCUAGAGAAUCUUCCAUAGACUAUAUGUAUAAAAAGCCCAAUACAAAUGGAAGAAGAUAUCCACAACAAGUUGUGUUGAAUUAUGCCUAAGCCUUUUUGGCACCUGGCUGCAUUCCCAUCAGUCAUUGGGUUACUCUAAUUUUGACUCAGGUAUAUAUGAUAGCCAGCUGCUACAGACAUAACACUGCUGGAUAACAUUUCAUGUUUCUACAGAGUAUAUUAAUGAAAGCUCUAAAAUCAUGUUACCAAAAAGGCCAGACUAUAUGUGAUGGUAGCUCCUACUUGAGUUUAAAACCCCGAACUGCUCUAAUUGCAUAUUUGUUGUUGUUUUUAAGUAUUUAUAGGCUACUUUUUGAGGUAGGGGAGCCUGAGAUAGGGGUCUGGCCUAAGUGUGCAUUAGUGUGGGGCACUGAACUCUGUACUUUCCUUCCUGCAGCAUCUCUUCCUCAAGUACUGUUUUCUUUGGCUAGACGUCUGUACCAUAAAUGACAAUACUCAGUUGGACAAAAUGUGCUUGGAAUUAGGGACUGUUUUGGCCCCUUUUUCCUCUUAAAACCCACCCCUCUUUUCUAUGUGAUUGUGGGAGUAUUAUUUUUAAACACAAGGAGAGCUAUCAUCACUACCGCGGCCCUUUCAUCUUACAAGGUGAUGAUAAAGAUGUGCAGCCUAGCGCAUGGUUUGCCUGCAUAUGUUUGUGACAUUGUUAUUGCUUCCCUCUUUGCCCACACUGAGUUAGCAUGUGAAAAAUGACAAUCUGACCUAUGGUUUAUUAAAUGUAACCUGUAACUUACUAGGAGGUAUCUCCAUUGACAUGUGCUUAAAUCACAGAUGUAGUGGCAAAAAAUGCCACUAUUUAUUGCCUUUCGGAGACAGAAUGAUGUUGAAGACUGGCAAAUUAUUGCAGUUUUAAAUCUCUUCUUUUCAUAGAUUCCUGAAAAAUUCUUAGUUGCAGACCUAGACCAGAUAGUUUAUUACUGACAUGUGCAGAAAAAGGACUUGUUUUCUUCAAAAGCAAACAUGAGCAGCAUGGUUUGGCAUCUGAAAUUCUUCUAACUGUUGUCAGAUGUUUGUGUCUCUUGUUGUUCCAUUCAUACAUAGUAUUCAAUUAUCUGAAACUUCAGCUAUCUAGGUGGCAUUCUCUGAGUGAAUAAUCCUUUGUAAAUAGCACUCCCAUUUACUUGAACCUCUUAUUUGAAAUAUCUGUCCUGUCCCAAAGGCAAGUAGUCCCCCCCUUUCCCCAUGCAGCUUAAAGUGUAAAGUCUGGCAGAGAGAAAAUGAAAGAAGGAAGUAGUGCUCAGAGAGGCAUGGGCAGGGGCAGGUGGGUGUUUGCAAAUGCAGUGGUGGGAGUUGGGGAUGGAAAUUGAGGACUAAGCAGUGGCUUCAUUAAAGGGGGAUUUGGCAAGGAGGUGGCAUCACAUAGGUGUUCCAGGGUGGAAUUCCAGACCCAAGAGGCAAUGUUGAAGAAUGAUUAGUUCUAGAGUUUACUGUGGAGAGGUUGUUCAAAUUCCUUCUUGGGCAUAAAGGCUACAUCAUGAUCCUGAGUCAGCCAUUCUCUCUUUCUCAGGGCUGCUUUGAGGGAGGAAAUGGUGUAAGUUGUAUGUACAACAUGAUUUGUGUUGAUUGUAUUGACAAACAGUAAUAUGGAGUAAGGUGUCAUCGGGAUCUUAGGGUGAAAGGCAAGCAAUAAAUAAUUAAAUGAUGAUGAUGAUGAUGAUGAUGAUGAUGAUGAUACCCAGCUCUAAUUGUAACAUAUGAAUCAGGAAAUGUCAUGAAAGCCCUGGUUUGGUGCCUGGACUCUGUGGUGGGCUGUUGAGGGCCAAUAAACUGACUCUUAACCAUGACAGCUGUCCACGCAAUUAGUCAGUUGCCUGCUUUGGAAAGAGUGGGCUCCCCUCAUAGAGCAGGCUUGUAGUCAGGGAAUGUUCCUGGAUCCAUCUUCACCACUAGAGGUCCAGCUGACCUCAGUGGCUAAAAUCGCCUUUUACCAGCUUUGGCUGGUUAGACAGCUGCUGACAUUUCUGAACUGGAUGGCCUAACCAUUGUCAUCCAGGUAAGCACCAGGUUGGAUUACUGAACUGUGCUGUAUGUAGGACUGCUUUUGAUGUUUGUUCAGAGGCUGCAGCUAAUGUAAAAUGCAGCAGCUCAACGUUUGCCGAGAGCAGGGUAUCACCACCGCUGAAAGAAUUGCACUGUCUGCCAAGUAGCUACCAGACUAAGUUCAAAGUGCUAGUUUUGGUAUGUAGACCCUAUACAGCUUAGACCAGGAUACCUGAAAGAUUGUCUCGCUGCUCAUAUAUUAAGUCAAUUAUUGUGCUUUGCAGGAGAGGGCCUCCUUACAGAUGCAUCUUAUCAGGAGAUCCAUUCUAUACAAUAAAGGCAUCAGGCCUUUAGUGUUGUGGCACCUACCCUUUGGAAUUCCCUCCUGUUAAAUAUUAGACAGGCACCAUCUCUGUUGCCUUUUCAGCGCUUACUGAAGACCUUCUUCCAAUAACCUUUUAAGUAGUGAUCUUUCCUAGUUUGCAUCUGUAUUGGAGAUGCGUUAGAUGUGUCAUCAUUUGUGUGUUUGCCUCCCUGGGUUCCUUUGGGAGAAAGGACAGGAUAUAAAUUUAAUUAAUAUUAAUAUUAUUAACAACAACAGAGAAGAAAUGGUGAUUCAGAAGAACAGAACAACAAAGUCAGUUGAGACUGGCAGGGUAGAUUACAUUGUAUCAGUUUUGGAUUAUUUCAGAUUACAGUGGUACCUUGGUUUUUGAACGUCUGUUGACAAACAUUUCAAUUUUUGAACACCAUAAACCCGAAGGUAAAAGUUUCAGUUUUUGAACACGCCUGAGAAGUCGAACAUGCCACGUGGCUUCCACUGAGUGCGAGAUCCUGAGGCCUAGCUGUAGGCUAUUGAAUUUUUGGUUUUCAAACAUUUCAGAACUCAGAACAGUCUUCUGGAAUGGAUUACAUUCGAAAACCGAGGUACCACUGUAUGAUUAUCCUUGGAAUGGAAGCAUGGGAAACCAUUGUAGAGUUCCUUAUAUGAUUUUAAAAUCUUUCAGCAGAAUUUUGUCAUAUUCAUUUGUUGCAUUUAAACCACACAAACAAAUAUAUUUGCAAUCUCAAGUACCCACGUGGAUUGGACCAGUCGUCCAUUUAGUACAGCAUUCUGCUUCCCACAGUGACGAAUCGUAUGCCUCUACAAUGAUGGCCUGAAGAGAAUAGCCCUCGCCAGGUGAUCCCACAUAGCCAUUAUGGCCAAUAGCUAUGGUUGGAGCAAUUCUUCAUCAACUUAUGGUCAUAAUCACAUAUUGUUAUCAUGUGUGGUGUAAAGCAGGGGUGGAGAAACAUUUUGGUUGGAUGGCCAGAUGUUUAUUUCCCACACCCCUGGCAGGCCAAAUUUGGCAGGUAGGCAGGGCAGCCCACCUGUUGUAAUACUAAGUCAACCACUCUGUGGCUUGUUUCCCUGUCCGGUUAAAAGAAGCGCUCAAUAAUCUUAUGUAAGUGGAUAGAGGAUUUUAAGCAGCGUACAUUGUUCACCAAAAUAAAAUCAUAGCAAUUAUCCUAGCUUCAUGGCUAAGUGAGGUUUUGAACCCAGGUUUCCCAGGCCCCUAGCCCAGCAGUCUUACCACUGAACCUGUACACUGCAGUACCUCUAUAAAUCACAGUAUAAUGGAAAUCUGCCCUGCCCCCUUGCAGUGCCAAUAAUGGUGUGUGCAUCAGCGAUCAUGGACAUGCCAAUUGCACACAAGGGGGUCGGAGGCCUGUAUAAGCAAACGUCCACCUUUUCUCACAACCAUUUCAGCAAAAGAGAAAGCUGGGUUCUUCCAUUAAUUUUCUCAAGAAUUUCUAAAGUAAACACAAAGGGUUUACAAAAGACCCCCCCACACACACACCUCACUCAGUGUGCUUGGACAAAAUCCUUCUUCCUCUCUUUCUCACAUGCAAGCAUAUUGAGGGGGGGAGGGAAGCAAUAAAUGAAACUCUGCACACUCAAAGAAGCAAACAGCUUGGGUCUAUUGCAGAAACCUCCCCAUUGGAUUCCACCUUCAGGGGCUUAGAGAGAUUAAAUUUAGUUUAAAUUUUGCCUCCAGGGUGGUUUCUGAGAAAGAGAAAGCAGGGGGAAGAGGAAUGAUCCUGCCCUGCCUCCCUUGCUUUCUCUAUGUUUGGGUUGCUGUUUUUAACUGUUUCCUUCCCUUGGAGACAGCAGAAUCUGCUGCUAGUGAUUUUUAUGACAGGCUAAGCAGAAAAGAUGGACAGAAUCAUCUCAGUCACUGGAAAUGUAUUGAUAUUAUUGCGAGUGACAGGUCAAAGACUGGACCAUGGCGUUGGAGGUUUGGAGAGGGGUUCAGAAUCUUGGCAGAGCUAUGCCCCACUUUGCACAUAAGACAAACCGUCCCUGGUUUAAUAUAAUGUUGUCAGAAAACUCUGCUGUUAUGAGCUCCUUGGAGGCAGAACUGUUAGCAUUGAGAAAGUGCUCUAAGCUGCCCUGAGCCCAUGGAAUAGAGUGGGAUAUUUAAUAUAGUGGCCUCCUCUGCUAGGUGGCUGAGACACAGCCAUUCACUUCAGUUUUACUUGCUGUUAACAGUGCCUCUAAAUCCCCUGUUCUAUGUUACUAAAACUGGUAAGAGAUUGUGCUGGUGAUGGAGAGGCAGGCCCUUAAGUGUAGACAAUGUGCUCCAUCAUGUUCUUCAUGGUAUUGGUGCUCUCGCAGAGAACACCAUCACACCUGCUGCUACUCUGCCAGUUGAAGAUUAGAAUUAAGGUUCCACUAGUAGAACAAAGGGACAGAUUUUGUGUCGAUUCAGGAACCCUUUCGCUUCGCUGCCUCUCCCUAAUGCUUCAGAAGCAUAUGGGUUAAGUCUGACACACUUUUGACUUGAAGAGUCAUGCCUGGGAAGAGGCAUGAAAUGCCAUUACCAUUGCUACUGUGAAAUUUUAGAGUGGAUGUUUAGUGAAUUUGAUGUUAAUCAUUAUGUGCUAUUAAAGAUGCCACACUCUGGCAUCAUAAAAGUUACUGUCUAAAUAGAUCUAUGCAGAUAGAAAAUGGAAGAAGACACUGUUGAAGUAAUGAAGGCUACAUCUGCUAGCAGUGUCAUGGGAGCUGUGGACCUCUCUUGCAGAGGCAAUAUUUGUGUGCUUCCUCCUGGGCACACAGCAGAGUUGCUUUGUGUUGCUGAUGCACAACCCAGUCACAUGAUUCAGUUGGUAGAGCAGUUACUUUGCACUUGAAGCUGUGUCAAUUGCCAGGUUAUCUCAUGUCACACCAAUCCUGAUUUACGAUGUACUGAGUACUUACAAACCUUCCUGCAUUAUUCUUCUGCCUGAGAGCAGAAGCAUGGAAGAAGUAGUCAUAGUCUUGGAGUUGUUGAACACAGACCAUGUCCUGGAAUCUUCUGUUUGAUAGAAUACGGUACUGCCAGAUUGUCAGGCCUUUUGCAUAGAGAUGCUGUACAUGAACUAUAUACAAAUUGCUCUUGGCAGCAAGGUCAUGCAGAGCCAAUUCACAUGAUUAAACUGACAUGUUGAUAUGUCUUGAAUUCACCUUGUAGUGAAUAAAUUGUAAUUUCUUAUUGUUAUUCAUGUCCUACCACUUAAAGAUGUCUUUUGCAUGGUAACAUAGAUGAUGAGUUGCGUACUGAAUGUGCAGUAAAACAGUUGCACAAUUUAUUGCAAAGUACCAAAUUGUAACAAACUAAUUUAGUGUCCAGGUUUUGACAUGUGGUCCCAAGUCAAACUGUAUUAUGGUUGCCGUAGGGAACCUGCUCUUUCCUUUUUAAACAGUGUGGAAGAUUCUUUCACAUGAAAUGUCUAUACUCAGUUGUUGCUAUCAACUUGUAGAGCUUUUUUUGGGGGGGGAGGGGAAGCACAAUUAAUACGUUCCUGCUGUAGUAGGUUAUCUAGAAUACUAAUAGGAGACUGUUGUCUAGAAUACAACACCCAGCUGACACAUUGUCAUUAGAAAGCAUUCCAGACCCUCAAUCUCCCAGAACCCAGCAAGCCUUAAAAGUAGGAGAGCAAAGAGCUCAAAGACAGAGGGCAUGUAGCAGCACCCGUAGAGGGGACAAUGAGAAUGAUGAAUGUGGAAGUGGAAGAGACGGGGAGGGGUGGAGAUUCACUCGGGACAACGCCAUUAUCCAAGAGGCUGGGUUCUAUAGCCAGAUUGAAAUAAAAACGGAGGGUAAGAAACUUUUCCUUGUCUUUAUACUUUCCUGGGCAACCAGCCGGGAGCUGCUGACAGAAUCCUGACACCCUAGUGGGAGCCAGCACAAGUCCAGCUAGUGUAACAGGGUUGCCCCAUCACAUUUCCCCAUGGCCCCAGAACAGUGCAUGAGUGGGAGAAGUGGGCAGAUCAUCUGUCAUAGUGUGACAUUUAAUUCCUCCCUUUUCUCACUUGCAUGACCAAGACUUAGCUCUGAUAAUGUCCUUUGGCAUAGCAGAACUGUCCAUUUGGAACACGUGGAUAUAACUCUGCUACUGUCAAUGCUGGUUAAAGCCACUGUGGCAUUCCCAAACUAUUUGUAAUGGUCAUUGCUAAAUAUACGCAAAUAUACGCAAAUGAUCCUUUGGAUAAGCUGCCAUGGAAUAUGCUUGACACCAGUUUUCAUACUGGUGAUUUUCAUUAAUUUAAAUUGAGAUUACUGGUGUGGUGUUGUAGAUGGGAUGAUGGAUGCAAGUUGCCUGGGUUAAAGUUCUUUCUUUUAGCCUUGAGUAUAACUUGCUAUCAUUUACCACUCUUCUCUCUAAUAUUAGAUAUCUUGUUCAGACUUAUUAGGCUAACAGUAAAGCACUUUUUGUAUGCUAUAGGAGCAGUGUUAGAAACUCAGAUAUACUGUAUAGGUGCCAAAUGGCUCCCUAAACCAAGGUUACACUCGCCAGAACAGAAUGUCUAGUUGCUAUUUUUGGGCAAGAUUGGUUUAAAGUCUUAUAUUUCAAAUGAUGGACUGUGACUGAUUAUCAGUUAAACAUCUGGCUAGUUCAGUUGACAACCUUGAGCUAGUUGUAUAACAACCUUCGAGAAUUUAAGAAAAGUCACUUGAUCCAGGGACAGUCCACAUAUAGACUGGUCUAUUCCUACCUCUUUUCUUAAUGGUGAUGCAGACCAUUCAUAAUAUAAAAAUAUUCUUCACAACUGUGAGCAGGAAAGUGGGGUGGGGUAAGUGAAGAGAAGCUGCAACAAUUAACUAUAACAUUGUCCAGUGCUCCUGCUCAGGCUGCACAGAAAAAGCAUUUUGGUUCCUGAAAUUCAUCCUGAUUGUGCAGAUAAAAUAUAACUGAUAGAAUUCUACAGGAUGAGGCAUUAGUCUGUGAAAACAGUCAAGAUCCGAUGAUCCCCAGGCAAGCACCUCCUGAUAGUGGAGAUGUCAGGUGCUAUCCUGGUGCCCAGGCAUCUUCACUUGGUCAAUAGGUGGAAAUUUGGACACUAUAUAUGAGUAUAUUAUACAGCAAGUGGGGACUCAUGAAAAUUAGCAAUGCUUGGUAGGGGCUAGAAUGUUGGGUACAGGCACACACAUAGGUCCUUGGAAACAGUUGGCAGGGGGUGAAAAACCCUUCCAACACAUGCUCACAAAGGAACCCUCUCAGACAGACACCCCAGCUUAUCUUUUAAUUCCAUUGUAGGUGCAUAAUGUAAAGAGGUACUAAGGGUAUUGAGUUGGAGAUCCUGCUCAUUAUUAUAGGAUUAGUGAUUGCCUGAGCAAGACCAGCUGGAUGUCAUCCCUAAAGCAAUAAGUGAUUGUGGUAUUUUGUUUUAGGGGAAGUAUACACCAGGCCCCCAGAAUUUACUUUGUCUUAGGCAAAGCCUAGCCCAGAAGCUUCCCUAUGAUAACUUUCUAUGUGCACGGGAUUCUUUUUGCAUGAAGGAUGAUUCAGUUAAAUGAGCCAGCCCAGUCUAUAGGGUUUUUUGGUUCCCUCUGUGGGGAGAAAAAUAGAAACCACAGAAAGGAAACUGCUAAGCAGCAGGUCUUCUGCUUUUCAUGGCAAGUCCCAAGACUCCUUUUCAGUUGAAAAAAGAAAAGAAAAAAGUGUAUCUUGUAGUUUGGCUCUGACAACUCUGUCUUAUUAUAGGAAGUGACCUGCAGAAAACUCUGAAGCAUAGAGAAGCUCACUAGGUUACUUCAGCAUUGUUGCCUCUAUUAGUAAACAAGUUCAAACAUUAAUUGUGAAAUUUAAGAAAAUCUUUUUUUUUUUAUUUAGCUUGACUACCUGAUCUACUGGUACUAUCUACCAUAUAUUUAAAAAUAAAAAAUCCAAACUAGAAUUAUACAUCAAAUGUACAUUUGCAUAGUGAUGCAUGCAACUUGACUUCAUUCGGUUGUAUUCUAAAUCUGGUCUGUUGUCUUCUCUAAAAUAAUACAUCCGAUUUUGGAAUUUCUGUGAUUCCUACUAAGGAAAGGUGAUUUGAUUUUUGGUGAAGUUGACAUGGGGUUUUGCCUCUAUAUUGCCUUUUGAAGUUGUAGAAUUUUGCCAUUUAAGUUAGUCAGAGUAAUCUAAGUUUUUUUAGCAAAAUGUUUAUAAAUAUAAAAUAUAAAGCUUUUUAAAUACAAAUUUUAAAUAAAAACUCUCAUACUGAAAAGCUAGCAGAUUGUAAACUACAUGGGUACAGUAGUCUUUUUUUCCAUGUAAUAAUGCUGAACUUGACCUUUUAAGAGCUAUAAUGCUAGGCACCAGUUCUUGAGAAAUAAAGAGCUUCAGAUAAGCACUUGAAAAAUAAAUCUAAAAUAAAUGCUGUGAAGAUAACAGAAGCAGUGGAGCCUCCUAAAGCUGAUUAUAGCAGUAGUCCUGGUAGCUCCUUAAUGCUAAGCACUAUCAGCUAUGGAAAUUUCUCUUGCACUGUUUUGUUCUGGUAUAGCAAGAAUGCAUUUAAACCAGAUGUGUGUGCCUUCUGUUUAGGAACAGAACUAUAGUUUUCAUUUUCCUUUUAAACACACUGAAAACCUACAGCUGUCUCUCAGCAACUGCUUGCUGGUUGACACUGAAAUACAUACAUAGUAAAAAUACAACCAGAGCUAUCUGUGCCAAUUCUGGUAUCUUUUAAAAGCUGAAGACAUAAUAUGGGCUCCUCCUACCUUCAAGUUAAUGAAGAAAGUAUUAUGGAAAAAUACUGAGUUUUCAAAAUGGAGUCUUCCACUUCCUGAUUAAAAAUGGCACUAGUAUUACAAAGGACUAGAACGGAAGAUUACCUAAUGCCACAAUAGUUUUGUCAGGGUAGCUGUGUUGAACAUUACUUUACUCUAAAUAUGCUAAAAUCAAAUCUGUAUGCAGCUAGACUCGGUAGGUGUUCUCGUAGUUCAGAAAGGCUUGCUGAAAUCAAAAUUGUUUUUUAAAAAAACCUGUCACAUGCACAGAAUCUCAGUUCUUGUUAGAAAAGAAGUGCAACUGGAUUUGUUAUUCUAAAUAUAUUAUCUGUGGGGAUAAAAACCUGUGCUACUAAGUGGUGGAAAAGAUUAAGAUUUGGAUACUAGAUUAAGAAUCAACAUCCCAGUCAUAAAAGAAGACAAUGGCUUGUUGAAGGAGAUUGUUUCAGUGGUUCUCUGGCUCAAAGGCAGCAUCUUUGGUGGUCACUGGAGCCUGGAAGUUUCUUUCUCCCAUUUUAUGGCUCGCCACAUACCAAGCCUGGAGCAUCAGCACCUGGAGGCUCAUAAAAGCUGGAAGCAAAUGAAGAGAGGUUUGCAUCAAGGUUUGCUUCUCUGUGGGUGCAGGCCACCCUUGUUGUUUCAGAGUAUGCACAACUCCUUCCAAAGGCAGCAUCCCAUGGGUGUUUUGAUGGGGGCAUGCAGGUGUCCCUUUCUUUCACACAAGAGAGUGGAGGAAGCCUGGCUUUUUAAAAUCCCAAACUGGAUAUAUAUAUAAAAAAAUCUGAUUUUCAUGCUUUGCCCUGACUCUUCCUAUUUAUUCCCUUUUAUUCCUCCAAUACAAAAAGAAGGCAAUGUCCCUAGGCAAGCCCCUACAUGUUCCAACUUCAAAAUCUUAUCCUAACCUUAAUAGCUAGUUCUUUCAUGGCAACUAAUAGAAAUUUCGCUCUCCUACACAAGAAAAUGGUAAAGUGCUACAAUAAUUGUAGUUUGAAGUAGAAAUAUUGAUGCUCUGUGUAGCAUCGAAUUGUGGUGUGUCUGGGGGAACAGGGCUAGACAAUGGAAGCUCUGGGUAGUGGGCUGUCUGGGGUUGGAUAGUAAAGGUGUUCUACAUUCUAAAUGUUUCUGUCUAUAUCCUGCAGAAAGCACAUUCCAAACAAUUGUUAAAGUUUGCUAGUCUUGAUAGUGCUAAAUAGCUUAUUUUCCUGUCAGAAAGUGAUAGAGUUUAAUAAAGGUUUAGUACAAUUCAGAGGUCUCGGUGAUCCCACUGAGACUUAAUUGCUUAAUUGUUUUUGUUUAAAUGUGGUGAUUUCAAUUGCAGUUUGGUACACCUAGUAUCAUCUAGAUGAGUAUCCCUCUUUGUCUUUGUAUGUGUGCAUUGAGAACAAUUCCAUAUCCAAGGUUUUGGGGCAUAUCAUUGAAUUGAUGGAAGAAUAUGACAGUGUCCAAGGUAGAAAUUGCAAUUAAUGCUUUUGAAGAGCAGACAUCACUGAAAUAAUAGUGUUUACACAGGUGGUUAUUUCAAAGUAAUACUGUAACAACAACUCCACUUUUAAACUUGCUACUGCUAACAUCAGUGUAUUUAACUUUUGGAGAACAAUUAAGUUAACUUCAGUUAAUAAGUAACACCCCUCUGCAAAGUAGUUGUGCACAGAAACAAGUACAAUGAACCCUCCUAAAAGUAGACUAUAAAAUAAAUAAUGCAACAGGUUUUUACUCACUACUAUUCUUAGAAAUAAGUUUGUACAGCAGACCUCUUUUCCCUACUGUCUCUGAACAAUGGCAAAUUAAACCUGCUGGAGAAUGUGAAAAAUUAUUGGAUUAACCUGAUUCGUAAAGAAUGUGUAGAUGAGCUUUAAGAUGCAGGUGGUGAAGUUCAUUGUUCGUGCCCUUAUUUUAACCUGAAGAAGAGUGGUCUUGAGCUCUCAAAAGCUUUCAGAGUCACCAUCUGGAACUGCCUCAGCAAGAGGUGCUGUAGUACCUAAUGGCUCAUCAAGAGCUUUACUCUGCCAAGCGACAGGCUGGUUGAGACAAUCUUUCCAGCAUUUAUUUAUUUUUGUCUGUUGGUAUGUUAGAAUACAUACAUAUAAUAUUUGUUAAAUCUACAUUUAUAACAGAAGUUACCAAUUUUUAUAGUCUUGCAGGCACAUCUGGAAUUUUAGAAAGUACAGUGGGCAUCAUCCCUUUCUUUGCUUUUCUCCCCGCUUUCCAUAGUGUUACAGAUAAAGCAGGGACAGUAGGAGAGAAAGAGAGUCCACAUACAUAUUCUUUUGAUUCUCAUGAAUCUGCCUGAUUUUACACCGUGAACUUCAAAACACCAUCAAAUUAAAGCUUACCUUGGUAGACUACAGAGUAAAAUUGUACUUCUUGUUAUUGUCAUCACAACAAAAAUGUUGAUCAAAGGCAUGUAUCUCAAUGAUACAUUUUUUAAACAUAGGGUGACAAUAGAAUCACCAGCAAAUUGGAGAACACUUGUGUGGAAAAGUGGUGGCCUAUUUAAUAGUGGCAGUUUUGAGAAGAUCCUUUGUAAAAACUGAGUACCCAUGCCUGCACUGGGUGGUGUUUUUUUUUUAAGAGAGGUGACUAGUGAUGGGAAGAGUAGGGGAAGGAACCCAUUAAAAAUGAUGCCAUUUCAAGAGGAUCCAGUUUACUGAAUAAGAUGUAUGUGUGUUCAUGUGUGUGUGUGCUCUUUCUGUCGGUGGCAUGCCUCUUUCUCUGCCUUGGUGGCUUUUGUUUUCCUCCCUCUCCCCAGUCUCCCAGAUUACUGCCCUUUCCACACUUUUCCUCCUACCCUUGAUUGCUGCACCAUCUCUCCAGCUGCUCAGGUGUCAACCUGUGCUUUGAUGAGCACACAAAGCUGAAUGAGGGCUGUGGGAAAGAGUGUCACUCUUAGUCCUUUAGCUCUGUACUCUUUAUGGAUGGGGGGUGCGGAAGGUAACCACUUUCCCCAACUUAUGACAAAGGGAGCAAUGGCAGGGGCUGGUGCUUAGAGGCUUUGUGGGCACUAUGUUGGAACCCUAGCUUUAUACUGAGUCAGGGCAUUGUCUACUUGAACAAUAUCUAUAGUGUUCCUGGCAGUUAUUAUCUAGGGUUUGGACUAAUGUAUUUCCUAGUCCUAUUGCAUGAGAUGCUUUAACAGGAAAUACCAUGGAUUCUGGGAUCAUUAUAUAUUCAAAGUAUGUACUUCUCUCUAGACCAGGGGUCAGCAACCUUUUUCAGCCAUGGGCCGGUCCACCAUCCCUCAGACCGUGUGGUGGGCCGGAUUAUAUUUUGGAAAAAAAUAAUGAAUGAAUUCCUAUGCCCCACAAAUAACCCAGAGAUGCAUUUUAAAUAAAAGGACACAUUCUACUCAUGUAAAAACAUGCUGAUUCCCAGACAGUCCGUGGGCUGGAUUGAGAAGGCGAUUGGGCCGCAUCCGGCCCAUGGGCCUUAUGUUGCCUACCCUUGCUCUAGACUCCUUUUGACCCCAAAGGAACCAAUGUGAAUUAGACUUGGUAGCUCUCAAGCUAAACAUGUAUCUCCCCCAGAUAUCUUUUGAAAUCUAGUUAGCUCUGAAUCUGAGUGUACAUUAAACUUGCUAAUUUAUCUACAGCCCCUAAAGGGAUGGAGAUUUGUGCCUUUAUAUGGAAAGAUUUGACAAUGAAAAUGGCUUCCCCACCAUACAUUCAGAACCAAAAGGACAUUUCCCCCUAUUCUGGGUUCAUAUUGUGUCCUGCCCCAUGUGGUGGCCUAGUUAUCAAAAGAAAUAGAUUCAUAACUAUUCCAGGGAUAACUCAGUCACAAGCCAGUUCUGAAAAACUGGUCUCCAUGAGUGGUGAAAUCAUCCAGAGCAAAUUCUAAUAUCAGGAACCAACUGAACAAUCUCUCCUAGAGAAAGUCUGUGGCAAGUGAACCUGAGUUUAUCAAGAAACAAUAUUCUCUGCAUUUUUAGGUUCCAGUGCAUCAGUAAAGCUCUGGAGAUUAUGAAAAGAUGAAGGCAGUUCUAGCUUCCAUGGCUUUCCUUAUGGUAUGGUAUAUACCAGCCUCCGCCAUGCUGGUGCCCUCCAGAUGUUUUGAGCCCAAAACAUCUGGACGUUCCCAGUAUGAGGGACACUAGUAUAUUAUUCAAGUAAAUACAAUAGCUAGGCACAUAAUAAAAAAAAGGUUUGUCAUAUUGGCCAUAAGGAAGAACUUGAAAAUCCACAGUUGGACAAAACCUAUACGUAUUAUGACUAGUGUAUCACAUCCAGGAUUUUGCAUAGCUGACCUCAUGGCUAAAAUAUCCAACACAAUGCUUGUACCUUUUUGUUUUUCCUUGAUUUCUACCCCACAACCACUGCUUUGUACAACUUCUUGUGACAGUUUUUGUUUUUGUGAGAAUUUGGUGCCCAACUGAAUUUUAGAAUAGUUAAGCAACAACUCCUAAGUUUCAGAUCUCUUAACUGUAUAAUUUUUAAUGAGGCGCCCAACUAGUGGUGUUUUUUAAACACUUUAAAAUUGAGUGAUUUUCUUCAUAAGGGGCAGUUUAAAGCUGGCAAGAUUGCCAAACACUUUUCACAGAAUCAGGAAUAGAAUAUGUUUAGUGAUUGGGUUGUUGACUGGAGUGACUGGAGUGCUAAUCUAAGCAAGGUCUCAACAUAUAUUUUAAUCAACUAAAAUUCUUUAAGGACUGGUAGCAGAAUUGUUUUUCCCAUUUAAAUUUGAGUGGGUACUGUAUUGGUGUGAAAUGCAUAGCAGAGUGCAGCUGUAAAUGAAUUUAGGCCUUUUGAUUGGCUUUAAGGUUGACUUGCCAAUUGAAUAUACCUUAUAUUUGUUGCUAGUCUUCCUUUAAAUAUCACUAUCAAAUGUUGCUUUUAAAACUGUCUUGUCAGAUGUCCUUGGUGCAUUCCAUAUAAGAUAGCAUGUUAUACACACACACCAUAAGAGGAGAAAACGAGUGCAUGAUACAGAUGCCUGGGUCACAAUGACCUUAACUGAGAAGCAUAUUGUCUACUGUUUUGUUUAGCCUGUUAUUUAAGGUGGAUUUUUGUGGGCAUUACUUUACAUUGCUUGGCUUGAGAUGAAAUUUUAUAGGCAUGGCAAAGUGUAGUAGGCUGUGACAUACUUGCAAUGUGUUUACACUACCAAGUACAUGUAGCAGCUGCUUCCAUCUGUGUUCGCCACACAAUUUCCCCACUCAUUUUAAAACGGUUUGCUAAAAUACCCCGUGGCUUAAUAUUUUGUAGGGAGCAGAACUUGCUAAAGAAGCAACAGCACAGCUUUCCUUGUUUUCAGUGCUGAAAAUAUGUGUGACAUAAAAAUGGGUACCCCUCGGUGGGUAUUUUGGCUGCAGGGUGCCAUUCUUUUUCCUAGUUUCUCAAUGAGAACAACAGCUUACACAUAUCAGUGAAUUCAGUAUAUUCCAGUAGUUAGUCUUGCUUCUCCUCCCAUGUUUCAGGUGGACUGCUUGGCCUUUAAAAGAGAGGUGCAUUUUGAUUGACUGUAGUGAGGACUCUUCCAGGUUGGCUCAGCUGCUUUAAAUAUUUAUGCUUGUCUUCUUUACCCUAACUUUUUCACUAGGUUUUUCCCUUUAUGCCUUCUCUACUGAUGAAGCAUUAUAAUGCAUUACAAUUUUUUUUAAAAGCCUACUCAUUUUAUCCACUGUGAAAGAAGAGCAGUAUAAAUGUAAGCCACAAUAUUGCCAUCUUUGUCACCCAGCGACUAGACUUGGAUAGAGUGUAGCUUCAUGAAUAGACGUUUUCACCAUCCUCACUUCUUUGAGCAGUGAGAAAGGAAAGAACACUGGGAACUUACGGAGUUUCUGUAACACUGGCUUUAUUUACAAUUACACAAAUAGUGUGUGAGAACAAACAACAGGCACACCUGCAAGGAAGCAAAUCACACCCCCACAUUAGAUUCCCCAGAAAGAGAUCCUGAGGCACAUGUGCCAUCCACUACUUUCUUGCUUUCUCUGCUUCCACCUGUUUCCAAAUUGCUAGAAAUGCUAUUUCUCCAAACAUUCACUCCCCACUUUAAACACACACAUGCAUGUGCACAUAAGCAGGAGUGCUCAAUGAGUUCAGUGCAGAGUUCUGUUCAAAUUCCGCCCAUCUACCACGGUGUGCAUGUUAAAAAUCAGGGAGUUGAUAGUUUAAAUCAGGGGUCAGCAAGGUUUAUCUUGCCUGGGCCAGAUCGGUCCUGCAUAGAUCCCUCCGUGGGCUGGGUCACGCGUGCGAGUGCAUGCACCUGCGAUUUUCAGUGUCUGCGUCUGCGCAUGCGCAGAUGCGAUUUUCAACACUGCGGAAGUGAGUCCCCACUCUGCGCUGGUUUAGCACAGUGCAUGAGCAGGCAGCUCAGUUCGGGGGUAGCUUGUGGGCUGGUCAAAAGACCUCCGCGGGGUGCUUCCAGCCCAUAGGCCUUAGGUUGCUGACCCCUGGAUUAAAUACAUAUUUACAGUGGUACCUUGGCUAACAUAUGCUUCAGGUUACAUACGCUUCAGGUUACAGACUCGCUAACCCAGAAAUAUUACCUUGGGUUAAGAACUUUGCUUCAGGAUGAGAACAGAAAUCGUGCAGCGGUAGCACAGUGGCAGCAGGAGGCCCCAUUAGCUAAAGUGGUGCUUCAGGUUUAGAACAGUUUCAGGUUAAGAACAGACCUCCAGAACGAAUUAAGUACGUAACGCAAGGUACCACUGUAUAGUAUUACAAGGUGGUCCAAGACCUGCUUUUUAAAAAUCCCCAUCUUCUCCCCCACACCCCUGCCCUGCCCAGUAUGGUUGCUCUAGGAGAGGGUUAAGGAGUAAACCCUACACAAAUCCAGAGUGGAGUCCCUAAGGCAGUUGGAAUCUUGUAUGCCUCCUUCUGGCAACUCCUGCAGCCAAACUGGUGCCUAAUGUAUUGCUCUACUUCCCUUUGGACCACAUCAGCAGGAUGAAAAGGGGUUGUUAUCAUCUAGGCAACCCUGGACCUCCAUACAUGCUGCCCAGAGAGGUCACUUCUGUGUAGCUAACAUAGAAGAAGAAGAAGAAGAGUUUGGAUUUGAUAUCCCGCCUUUCACUCCCUUUAAGGAAUCUCAAAGCGGCUAACAAUCUCCUUUCCCUUCCUCCCCCACAACAAACACUCUGUGAGGUGAGUGGGGCUGAGAGACUUCAGAGAAGUGUGACUGGCCCAAGGUCACCCAGCAGCUGCAUGUGGAGGAGCGGAGACGCGAACCCGGUUCCCCAGAUAGCAAAAACUAUGGGAGGCAGUUACAUGUUACCGGUCUCUGCAGGCACAGGAGGUGAUGUGAUUCUCCGGCGGUUUGCCUUCACCCCAAGAAGCACACUCCAUUGUCUCUUGAUACAUGUGGAUGUCAACAACCAAUGACAUGUUUAAAUGUGUUUCUGCGUGGACUUUGAAUAAAAUCAGAUUAAUGCAGAAGUAGGAUGGCACAGAUUUAAGAAUGAUCACAUGCAGAAGUGACAUGAACCAGAAAUAGACACAUCUGUCCACCCCUACAGAUCCACUGUAACAGAAGAGUGAGUGGAAGAAUGACUGAGAGCCAUGGAGCGUGAUGGAAUGCUGGGUGGAGUCAGAGUGACUGACAGAUGGAGGGCGUCUGAGAAUUGCAUUUGAAGUGGAGUUGUGAGAAAGUGUAUGAAAGCAGAGGUAAAAAGUAAGGAUAGCCAUAAAGAGGAAAAUUGGUAAUUUUAGAUUAGGUGAUAUCUGUAAAUAUACAGUGCUCUUCUGUACUAUCUACGGUAGCUCAAUAGGUUGUGGUGGCAGGUAUUGUGAGGGUCUUAAAGGGAAGUUUAGAUGUUUGAACUAAUUACUUCUAGGGACCUGAGCCUUCGUACACAUACCUUUUGCUGGAGAUGGUGUGAUAGGUCACCUCCCCCAAAUUCUGACUUGCCCUUUGCCGAACAAGAGAGGUCUCGAUAUAAAGAAACAAUGAACUCCCAUAAAAAAGCACCAACCAGUCAUUAAGGACUAUUAACCAGUGAUCUACUAACAAAAAAGAAUUAUUAAGUCAGUGAUAGUGGUGCUUGCUAAUUCCUUCUCACCCUAUCCUUAAGUGGUAGGAGGAAUUCACUCAAAUAUCAUUUUUUUGUAUCAGGCUUUUAAGUAUUUUAAAGAGUUAUUUCUUACCUUAAUGUUCAAGGAUAAGCAUUUUAAGAAAAUGAUUCCAAGUUCCAAAAGUGACUUUACUAGAUUUAAACCUGUAAAUAAUUAAUUAAUUUACUUGAUGACUCUUGGGGUUCCUUCCAACUCUAUAAUUCUGUGCUUUACUCACUACUGUUUAAAUCAGGGGUAGGCAACCUAAGGCCCAUGGGCCACAAGCUGCCCAUGGGGGUCAUUUAACCAGCCCACGAGUCACCCCUGAACCGAGCUGCCCACUCGACGAAUCCCCUCGCGCUGCACUAAAUUGGCACAGCAUGUCGCGGGGACUUGCUUCCGCAGCGCUGGAAAUUGUGUCUGUGCAUGAGCAGAUGCUGGAAAUCACAUCUGCGCUGACGCCGGAAAUCGCGGGGGUGCGCACAAUCUGGCCCACGGAGGGAUCUCCACUGGAGUGAACCGGCCCAGGCAAGGUAAACCUUGCCAACCCCUGGUUUAAGUCUUCUCUGUGCCCUUAUUUCCUCUGUCUCCUAAACCUUUUCCAUCCUGUUUCUCCUUAAUUAUAGAUAGUGUCAUCAAUGUACAUAGCACCAUCCAUCUUAAGGAGAAGUUACCCAAAGUGAACACAAUAAUCCAGCUUUAUCUUUACUAAUGCCAAACAGUGUGGAAGUAUUUGAGGCUUCUCUUAGUAUAACCCUAGAUAGCACUCUGGCUCCUUCAGUGCAAAUAGAAAUGGGGGAAAUCAGCCCAGCCAGCCAUCCACUCUGGGUUGGCGAUAAUGCUAUUAGGAGAACAGGAGAUGAGACUAGAUGGUGCCUGCUGGCUGGGUGGGUGUGUUGGGGUUUUUUCUUUAUAAUUUUUCUUUAAAAUAUGUCUGUUCAGUCACAUCACAGUUGUAUUUCAAAAAUGGAAACUACACAAGCAGAACAGCUAGAAGCAGGCUCAAAGGAUCUUUGGCAUGGUUUACUGCUGGUGGCGCUGUGGGUAAAACCUUGAACGGCGGUUCAAAUCCCCGCGGCGGGGUGAGCUCCCGUCAUUCGGUCCCAGCUCCUGCCCACCUAGCAGUUCGAAAGCACCCCCAAGUGCAAGUAGAUAAAUAGGUACCGCUUUAUAGCGGGAAGGUAACGGCGUUUCCGUGCGCUGCACUGGUGCUGGCUCGCCAGAGCAGCUUUGUCACGCUGUCCACGUGACCCGGAAGUGUCUUCGGACAGCGCUGGCUCCUGGCCUCUUAAGCAAGAUGGGCGCACAACCCUAGAGUCGGACACGACUGGCCCGUACGGGCAGGGGUACCUUAACCUUUACCUUUAGGGCUUAAAGGCAAAGGGACCCCUGACCGUUAGGUCCAGUCGCGGACGACUCUGGGGUUGCGGUGCUCAUCUCGCUUUACUGGCCAAGGGAGCCAGCGUACAGCUUCUAGGUCAUGUGGCCAGCAUGACUAAGCUGCUUCUGGCAAACCAGAGCAGCACAUGGAAACGCCGUUUACCUUCCCGCCGGAGCGGUACCUGUUUAUCUAUGUGCACUGCGUGCUUUCAAACUGCUAGGUUGGCAGGAGCAGGGACCGAGCAACGGGAGCUCACCCCGUCACAGGGAUUUGAACUGCCAACCUUCUGAUCGGCAAGCCCUAGGCUCUGUGGUUUAACCCAUAGCGCCACCCGCGUCCCUGGUUUACUGCUUACUACUGGUCAAAAAACUACUUCAUUUUUCAUCUCUCCAAAGUCAGUCCAAAUGAGUGUUGGGAUCAAACUGGGGCUGUAGCUAGGGUGGGGAAAUGAGGCUUAAUGGAGCCUCUGAACAUUGAUGGGACCCGCCCCUUAAAAAAACAUGGGAGGGGGCAAAGUGCCUCAGCCCCCAGGAGCUGGCUUUUAUGCUGCAGAACCUGCAUGCAACUCUUGUGGGACUCCUUCCAUGGCAAUAGUGUGUGGUCAGUGGACCAAGGGAACAAGGCUAGUUCCCUAAAUGUUUCCCUGGUGUCUCCUUCCCAGAGCCCAGGAAGCUUCAGCCUGGCUUAGGGAGAGAGGUGCAGUGCUCACAGGCAUGACAUCACAGUGUUUCCCCCCUCCCCAUCACCCCUGGAAGCUGGCACCUCUGGCCCUAACUCUUGCCUAAGAAAAAAUUCACUGCACACCACUGUUCUGUGGAAAGGCCCACCUGGUACAUAUUCUGCUAUUUUUUAUGUAUCUGGCAAAAACCUUUCUAUUUUAUCAGGUUUGUUAGGGAUGUUAGAUUUGAGCCUGCUAUUUUUAAUUAGAAUUUUUAUUCUUGUGCAAAUUGUAUUUUCUGUUCUUAGUAGUAGUGAAGGGUACAUAUACAUUCUGUAACUAAAUAAAAAUACCUUGGGUAGGAUGAAGGGGCAGAAAGGUUCCUUCUGGUAUUGCUAAUGUUUGGAGACAGUGACUGAAGAAUGCAGAAAGACCCUGCCAAGAAAACUGAUUUUUAUUUUUGCUUUGUGUGUACAAGCAUGUUUCAGGGUGGUAAAUGUUAAGCCUUGUUGCGGCAGCUGUUGUAGCAGCUCUCAGUGCUUAGGAUAUUGUUGCGAAAUAUUAAAAUAACUUUGUUAUGAAGUGUGGAAGCAGGUGAACUGUGAAAAUAUGAUAUAACAGGAGUCAGAUGGCAUUUACCUGAGAGUUACCUCUAAUGUGUGAAGACAUACAAUGUGAAGUAGCUGAACUAGUAAAUAAAUUAUGCCACAUCACUAAAAUAAGAGGCUAUAAGAAGAUAGCCAAUGUAAUACCAGCUUUUUAAAAAAGAAUGAGACAGGAUCCAGAAAAUUACAGACCUAUCAGUUGCUACUUCCCCCCUACAUAAUUAAAUAGAGAAUGGUGCUAAAGUCUUCAGAUUGUUAAUUACAAUUGCAGUGCAGUAGUAGAACACUGAUGAGUAGCUACUAGAUAACAUCAGCAAUGCUAGACAGUCUAUAUGGAAAAAAAUCUUUCCAUCUUUUAAACUUUAGAAAUGUAAAGGAUUGAACCUGGAAGAGAAAAAACUGGUAGCAUUAAUACUCUAGAUCUUUUAAAUGUACAAAGUUACAUAAGUCAUUUAUUUACGCACAAUCCUAUGAAGUUGGUUGGUGGACAUUCUGCACUUGCCUUAGGCUAUCCAAUGAGUUUUGUGACUUAGAGAUUUGAUCUAAGGGAUUAAAUCACAUAUAAGACACUUAGUUUGAUAUUUCAUUGAUUAACUAUUCAAUACUAUAAACAGUUCUCUGCUAUCACUUUCAAAUAGCCCCUGUUGUGCAGAUUCUCCUCAAGUGCAAGCAACAAGCCCCUAGCCUUACUUUGGUGUCCAAACUUGUAUAUUGUUUCUGUCCAAACAAGCCAAGUUUGGGAAGCCAAGGACAAACCUUAGCUUAGCAUCAUGACUUGUUUGGAGAGAAGCAAACCAUUUUGUACAGAGCGCUAAAUUCCUGAUCACAUCAACACGAUUGAUGAAUUAAUGAAUUCAUUGGUGUUAAUGGACAGCUCAGAUUCUGUACUCCCCCCCGCCCCCUAGGCAGACAUAAGCAGAUAUUUUAUACAUGCCUCAACAGCCAUAAUAUUAGAUUGGGAGAUAAAGGCUAAAAGAGGCAGUAGUUGUGAUCUACCAUGUGAAGCAUUUGACAGGAAAAGCAACAAAUAUUUUUCAGUAAGUCAUAGCUCAUGAUAUCUAGGGCUUCUAGGCUGUUGAGAAAAGGAUGAGAAAAGUCCUCUCACUAGGUUUCGCUCAAUGGAAGAAAAUCACACUUCUAUUAUUGACAGUUAGUGUUAAAGAGGUUGACAGAUGGAGAAUGAGGGAGGGGGAGGUGGUGUAUCAGUAGUGCCUCUAUAUUUAGAUAUGCCUCCUUUAUCUGACUGUACAGCUGGCCACUCAAUUUAUUUUAAAGGACUUGUGCUUCCCUUUCCUGUGAGUACUUUUCAUGUGCUUCACAGAUAUAUCCUACUCCAUGCACGCAAGCCUGUGGGGGCCAAGUACAUUACUCAUGCAAAGUGAAGUUCAUAGGGGCCAAUGGAUGGAAUAUCCAAAUGACUUGUGUACAACCAUAUUGCGUCCAAAUCAGAUUCAUCACUUUUACUUUCUGCCCUUCAGGGAGCAACCCAUCUACAGCACCCGAGCUCAUGUCUUCCAGAUUGACCCUAACACGAAGAAGAACUGGGUUCCCACCAGCAAGCAUGCUGUUACUGUGUCCUACUUCUAUGACAGCACAAGAAAUGUCUAUAGGAUAAUCAGCUUGGAUGGCUCAAAGGUAAGCUAUCUGACAGUUUAAACUCAGGUAAACUUCUACAUUUAAUCUCUCUCUCCCCCCCCCCUUUUAACGUUACUGAAAAGUGAUGCAAAAUGAGAGCACCACUCUUGGAACUUAACAUACAAUAUAAUACUUUAUUAACUUUUGAAGUUGGUCGAGAAACCUGUUUGGGGACUGCUUGUCUCCUCUGACUUCUCUGUCUCUCAAUUCACUGUAACUGUAAAGGAGGAAGGAGGCUAAAAGGCAUUCUGCUUGGAGUAUAUAUCUUUAGUCCUAAGUAAUAUGGCAGAUAUUAUGUUGAGUAGUUUUAUUUUUUUAUUAAUAUUAAUGUAGAAAUCCAUUUUCCACCAGAAAAUCUAGUCUUAUUUUCCCUGUGUGCCAGAAUGUCAAAAUGUCUAUACUAAACAUAACACUGCAUAUUGAGGAACGUUCUAAUGUUUGCAUUUAAUCAAUCUGUUCAACAGUUGAUCCAUUUACUAAAAUUUGAUUGCUACUCUGGGCUCCAUUGGGAGAAAGGGCAGGAUAUAUGUUAAAUAAAUAGAUAGAUAGAUAGAUAGAUAGAUAGAUAGAUAGAUAGAUAGCUAUGCUGAUAAUAUUGAAUGUGAAGAUUUCAAGUCUAAAUUACCAUUUGGAAAUCAACAGCUUGAUUAUUCCAACUGGCAUUUUCUCUCUCUCUGAAUCUUCUUUAAAAUCCUGACAUGGUUCAAAUAUAUUGUAUCUUAGGUAAAUUGGUUUAUCAGUGUGUUUAGAUUACAUUAUCCAAAACUCAUCCUUCCUGACCAGAGUUUAAAAAAAAAACCUUCAAGGAAAAGGCCAACUUCCUGCAUACUUGUGCAGAAAAUAUAGAUUAUGUCACCCAAGUUCAUGAUGUAACAUAAGCAAAAGAAAAAUGGAGGUCCCUGCCUCAAAGGAGUUCACAAUCAAAAUUUUGAUAGCAGGAGAGACAAUAGAAUACUAUUAAAACAUCUGCAUUGUUUGCUCUGUGGUGGAAAAAGUUUUUUUCUUUUAAAAAAAUGACAUUUUACUAAUUGUCCUAUAAUUAUUGGGGCUGGGGUGUCUAAAGAUGUGCUGAUUUCAUGAUCCGCCACUUAGGAAAUCCAGCUGCCUGGCCUCUAGUAUUAUGAGCAGUUUGUAUUCUUGGAGUAAAUCAGUCAUUAAGAAAACUAAUUCAUUAAGAAAACUAGUUGAUGUCAAUAUGCAAAGCAGAUAUGGAUGCUGUAUGAUUUAUUUCAAACAAUAAAAGAUCAUGUAAUUUUUCUAUUGUAUCCUGUUGGUCAGGCACAAAGUAAACUUCUGAUAAUAUUUCCACUGCCAUUCAAUUUCAUUCAUGCUGUAGUGGGACUCUUGCAGACAUCAGAAUAAACAUGCAGUGUUUCAUGUAAGGAUUCAGUUUGCACAAUUAUCUAGCACCACCAACUGGAUGAUUUAAAUGUAGAAAGCUAAAAUAUUCCUUCAUUUUUUGACAACUAUAUGGUACCAACUCCUCAUCUGGAUGAAAGGCAGCUGCCGUCAAUGCAAAAAAUAUGAACCUUUGACGUAGGCAUUUUAAUUAGGAUUUCAUUGGCUUCAGUAUCAUUUGUAUCUUUUGAAAACCUAUUCCUUGGAAUGAGGCGCAAUUUACAGUUACUGAGGUUUGAAUGAGUAUUUCUUUCUCCAGUUUUGCUGAGUGGCAGAUUUCAAGCUGCUGUGGUAAGUCUCGAUUUCUAAUCCCAGGGAAGAUGACCUUUGGAUUCAGGAACUGAUCUGACUACAGGUGUCAAACUUCCCAUGGCCCUGAUCUAAAUUCAGCGCUAAUUAUUGCUUUAAAAUGAAUCUUCUCCGGUUUCUGAGCUGUAGUUUACUAGAACAAAGUGCAUAGAUAGCAUAUUUUUUGAAAAACCUGAAAAACACACAAUAGAGUUUAUGGCACAUACUUGCUAAUUAGGUUUCGUUAACCUAGACUUCUGAAAUAAAUUAAAUGUGGAGUAUUAUUGCUAUCUUGUUCUUGACUUUUGCUCAACGGUUUCAUCCAAAGAGUCACAUACAAGAGCACAUUACAGAACUACAUGUGAUGCAUAAGAUCUGUGGAUCGAAUCACUCAACAUUUCAAAGCAACUGUAGGAGAGCUCAAAGUUGAAGAUGUGGGACUAUUUUAACUCUAUCCUGAUCUUACUACCCAAAGCUGCUAUUAGCCCAGCAGAGGGGGAAGGUGCUGCAACUUUUUCUUCCUUUGGGGCUAGUGGCUGCUUUGUGAUGAGACAGUUAAGCGACCCUCACUCAGUUCCACAAGCUUUGAUCAAAUUUGGAGUUUUCCUGUGGUUGCUUUAAAUUUUAAGGAAAACUGUGUUUUGGAAAACUGAAUUACAGAUUUUCUGUGGAAUGUACAGUUUCACCCCUCUAUACGGUGGUACCUCAGGUUACAUACGCUUCAGGUUACAGACUCCGCUAACCCAGAAAUAUUACCUCAGGUUAAGAACUUUGCUUCAGGAUGAGAACAGAAAUCGUGUAGUGGUGGUGCAGCGGCAGCAGGAGGCCCCAUUAGCUAAAGUGGUGAGCUUCAGGUUAAGAACAGUUUCAGGUUAAGAACGGACAUCCGGAACGAAUUAAGUACUUAACCUGAGGUACCACUGUAUAGCUAUUUUUAAAACUAAUGCAGCAUGUUUCAAAGCCCCUCUUAACAAUGCCUUUUUGGUGCAUACCGGCAGAAGAAACAAACCUUCCAAUACAAACUCCUCCCUUUCUACACACAGUUGCACAUGGUGCUUUGAUGUUACAGCAAUUGCUGAAGGGAAGCACAACAUUCCUGAUUGCCUGUUCAGUCUCUUAAAACAAUGAUAAUCCCAGUAAGCUUUUUCAGGAAGGCUGCUAAUAGCAAACCUCGCCAUAUGAAUUAAGCAAUAACAUGCUCUCUGAAUCUUAUCUGAUGACUGUUUCUGCCACCUCAGCAGGUUUGUUUUUUUAAAGGCUAUAAUCUUGUGCCCAAUUAACUGAUGGGUUUGUAAUUCUAUGACUUCAAUAUCUCCAACAUUUUUAGUGUAGUGAUGCUGUCAUACAACAGGCUAAUAGAGAGUGACCUUCAUUUGAAUCUUUGUACUAAGACUUUUUCAAGAGGAUUGGUCUCAACUUUCCAUAAAAGCCUUAAUCACGAUUUUUAAGGGUGACACAAUGGCUUACUCAUUAGUGCUCUUUCUAAAAGCUGUACUUGGAAUUGAUUGCAACCUUCAUUGUAAAUAAAAAGAGUGCACUUGAUUGUGCCUUUCUAAAUUUUUUCCAUUUUCUGGAUUUCUGAAUGCCAUCUGGAUAUAAACAUUUACCUGCUUCAGAGGUACAGGCUUUGAUUUUUCCAAAGUCCCUGGCUUAUUUAGGGACUUGUAAGGGAAUAGAGUGAUGUGUCCACUGCAGAUCUCGCUGCUUCCAAGUCUAACUAGCAAUAACCUGGAGUAAGGCUAGAGACCUGUCAGCAAAUAACUGUAAUGAGAAAAGGUUCCUAAGAGAAUAUCCCCAGGAUAGCAAGUUCAGGGGAGUUUGGGUAGAAAAAAAGGUAGCUUGCUCUGCCUCUUUCAGUUGCUGCUGUUAGCCUAUCUCUGAAAAAACUCCUCUGGGGAAUGGCUGCAUAGCUUUUCACCCCCCACCUUUAUCUCUGUUAAUCCUAUGGGGGGAAAGAUUCCAUCAUUAUUACACCCAUUUUACAAAGGGGUGGGCAGGGCUGUGGCUGAAGGUGUCCCCGGUUUUUAAUUAAAUUUUAAUUAAAGGCUAGGAUAACAACAGAAAAAGCGCAGCAUGCAAGGCAAAAAAACCCAAGGGUGAGCACAGCUCUCUCUAGCUUUCCAAAAGUGGGUCUAGCAUCAUUCUCAAAUUUUGAGUCUUCCAUUCUGCCCUCCUUUUAUCCUUACAAUUACUCUGAGAGCAAGCAGGAACUGGAAUCCAUAGCUGGAGCUACACUGAUCUGUUAAUCACUAACAAAAUUCCACCUUCUCCCUCUUCAGGUUGCUGUUCAACAGGCGAAGCUGACUCCUGGCCCAUGACAUUAAGGGAAGCUUUAUGAGUAUAUUACUUUGUCAUUUCAUAACUACUUCUUUUCUUUUUUGCAGGCAAUAAUAAACAGCACCAUCACUCCCAACAUGACAUUCACUAAAACAUCACAGAAGUUUGGUCAGUGGGCAGAUAGCAGAGCAAAUACUGUUUAUGGCUUGGGAUUUUCCUCUGAACACCAUCUCUCAAAAGUAAGUAAAAGGCAAGGUAAUAUCUCAACAUGGUCUUGAAGUGUUGUCUAGUGUGUGUCUGCAAAGAUGCCUCCCUACCCCUGCCCUGGAGGAAGACUCAUCAAGGAAACCAUAAGUUGCCACUAUAUUCCUCCAAUUCAUAGCAGUAAAAGCAAAAUAAUUGCAGUUUUGGGAAGAAUAAUGCCAUAUUAAUUCUCAAAUUUAUUCUUUUGCUCUUUUAAUACUUUACUAUUCCAAAGGCUGAAAUAGAUUUUUUUUUAGCCUAUAAAAAGUUACUAAAACUACUAAAGCCAUCAAUCAUGAAUUUGCAGAACCCUGGAUACCAAAACUAAGCCUGGGCUUCUUGUUAGGCAGAGUGAGGCAGCUGCCUUAGGUAGCAAGUGCUGGGUGGUGCAGGAAGUAGCAGCAAGACAUUGGAGCUGCAUGGGCCUGCCCUGAAACCCCAUAAAUGAGCUUGCUGCCCUUGUGGGCAGUGGAAGAUGCUUGACCCAUCACUAGAGUCCAACCAAGUACAACUGCCAUUCUGCUUAGUUUCUGUACAUGGAAUGGGGUGAGUGCCAUCAUGUUGUUUGCCAAAUGACCAAAACCCACUCAACAUUCAAAGCCCUUAAACUUUGUCCAGGAUGGGACUUGGCAGCACUUCUCCAUGUGCAUUACCUGUUUUGGGUUGAGAGUGCUCUCAUCUAGUCUUACAGUUAUAUAACCUGAUGGAGAAGGUGAACCUUAUGUGUUGGGUUGGAGUCAGUACAAGUUACAUUGGCCAAUGAGUGGUUUCCUUGAAUUGACCAAACCACUGGCACUGAAGACCAUAAUUCAUUCAGGUUUUGUUCUGAUUUCUGCUUUGGUUGGCUUGCUUUCAUUUUAUGAUGGUGAGGCAUGAAGCAAAGACCCAAGCUGGAGAAGAGGCAAUAGUGAGCUACAUGGUCAGCGCACUGAUAUUGUCUUCCUCAGCUCUCCAUAUAAUCUUGUUCAAUGGGUUUAUAUUCACUUUUAAAGUGGUAUGGGAUCUCAAAUGGAGGACACCCUCUUUAAACCGCACUUGACUAUUCUAGUGAACAUUUGCCAGCUCCCACAGUUCACACUCCCCCUUCCAGCUGAGAACCUACAGUGGCCAUGGUAACGGAGCUGCCUUUGGUGCAAGAGAGAUUUGGCAGUGGGCACUUAAUAAGUCAGGGUUUAACCCCAGUAGUGCUAUAGUGUAGCUUGAGCUCUAGGAAUACAGGGAGCUGCAUUUAUACUACAUCAUAUUGUUUGCCAUCUAGCUCAAUAUAGUCUGCUCUGACUGCCUGUGACUCUCCAGGGCCUCAAGCGUAGGCCUUUCUCAUCUCCCGUUACCUGACCAUUUCAACUAAAGAUGCCAAUGGAUUGUAUCCAAGACCUUCUAGAUGCAAAGCAUGUUCCCUACUAAGCUAUGAGCUAUCCAUAGAGCUAUUCAUUUGUGUGGGGAAAGUAGGUUUUUAAGAGUAUCCUAUAUAUGGAGCAGAGUAUUUGAACAGAUGUAGCCCAGGGAACAUUGACUUCUUGCACAUUCUUUUGAAUUGUUAUAGCAUGCAGCUGUUCUACAGAGAAGUAUGUAGUGGGGAACAUGUGGUUUUUUGCACGGUAUCUGAAGAAAGCAUUGAAUUUGGAAAUGGUUGGGCUGCCUACUUGUCAAAAUUGCUGAAACAGAUACAGUAUUUUUCGCCCUAUAAGACGCACCGUCCCAUAAGGCGCACCUAGUUUUUUUGGGGGGGAAAUAAAGGGGGAAAAAAUUAUUUCCCCCCCAGGCGUUGGGCUGGCCCGAGCUUCCCCCGACCCCAGCCCCCAGAACAGGCAACUCUCCGCAAGCCGUGGGAGCCCAGCGCCGGGCUCCCGUGCCUUGCGGAGAGCUGCGCGAAGUCUGGGCGCACUGAGCUCAGUGUGCCCAGCCUUCGGCAUGCAGGCAACUCUCCGCAAGCCGCGGGAGCCCGGCGCGGGCUCCCACGGCUUGCGGAGCUCUGCGCGAAGCCUGGAGAGCGAGAGGGGUUGGUGCGCACCGACCCCUCUCGCUCUCCAGGCUUCAGUGAAAGCCUGCAUUCGCCCCAUAGGAUGCACACACAUUUCCCCUUCAUUUUUGGAGGGGAAAAAGUGCGUCCUAUGGGGCAAAAAAUACGGUAGUUCUGUGGAACCAGACAGGUGCUUGAGUAGUGAAAAUUAAACAAAUGUAAAAGCAAGUGUAAGCCAGUUAGAUUGGGAACAAAAAUGACUUCUUGGCAAAUUACAAAAGGAUUAUUUUUCAAAUAUAGAUGCCUGCACAUCUGUAUCUUGGUGAUAAAAUGGUCAAGUAAACCAGAGGUUUAUAUGCAACAAAGAAUUAAAGAAAAUAAGGGAAAGCUUUCCUCUCAAAUUUCUCCACUGGCCCUUGGGAAUCUGUCCUCCUAUAUGCUCCCCAGCUCAGAGUGUGACUUACGUGUGAGAACCAAUGACAAUAAUAAUAAUAAUUUAUUAUUUAUACCCCGCCCAUCUGGCUGGGUUUUCCCAGCCACUCUGCAGGUAGAGACAUCAGCAAGUGUAACAGAGGAGCAUAUGCCAGACCCUGUACACUAGGAGAAUUCUUCUCUGAUUUACUAUUCAUAAUGUCUGAAUUCAAAGGUUCUCAUCCACUGAUAGAGAGUGCCUUUCUCCAGUGGAAGAGAGGAGCCUUUGGCUCCCAUCUAAAGAACUGAUGAUUCAUAUCAUCUGAAGUAAAAUGCCAUUUAAAAUUGAUUACUUACACAGGAUUAGAAAAAACCCACAGAGCCACUUGCUGGGGGUGGGGGGGGGGAGGCUAGCAAGCUGUAUUCUGAAAAUUAAUGGUGACUAGUACUGUAGAAAAAUAUAGUAGGCUCAGAACAGCAACAGUUUCCUUAUGAAUCUCUAGGCAGGAAUAUUCAGCCAUGGCCUUUCAGCAGUCCUUGCUUUACUUCGGUAGAAACCCAGCCAGUCAGUGGGUAAAAGAGCAAGAGCAUUCAAGUAUACCUAAAGGUCCUCUUCCCUGAUACUGCAGGCUCUGACUGGUUAACUGUUAUACCAAAAGUUUCGCCGCAUAACUGACUUUUGGCUACAGGCUAGAUGACAGUUUUUGAAGGGUAUGGGUUAGGACAUUUUUGAGAGGUAGCAACCUGGCUUAGCAAUCUGAAUAGCUGUUCCACAUUGCAUUUUGUAGAUAGAAUGACAAACAGAAGACAGAUUCUUUGUGACCACCACCACUAGAACAUGAUAUUUCAAAAACGGUCUCUUCAGAUUCUCUAUAAACCCCUGUUGAUUAUUGGAGAGCAAAUGUUUUUCUCUAGCCCAAUUUAUUAUAUAGAAUAUGUUCUGCUUAGCAAAGCUAUGCUAUAUACAGUGUAUAAUUAUGUAAUCUUUGCCUUUAGUUUGCAGAAAAAUUUCAGGAAUUUAAAGAAGCUGCACGGCUAGCUAAGGAAAAAUCCCAAGAAAAGAUGGAAUUAACAAGUACACCCUCACAGGUGCGUUUGUUCUGCUCUCUGUUCAGAUUGGAUUCUGAAUGCUACUAACUUCUUUGCAGAUGGGCUUCAUUAAUCCAUUUUACUUUGCAGUUUGGGAAAGACAGGUGCUUAGUUGCAUGCAAACUGUUUCACAGUCCUGUACCUGGUUUGACAAUAGUUAUGUUGAAUAAUGCUCUGUAAUAGAUUCUGUGGGGUUUCUGUGGGAGUGUGUAUGCAGCCCAAGUAGCAGUAAUUUAUAUAGUCUUAAGGUUGGGAUAGCACCAACACUGGGUGAGAGGCAGAGUGGGCUUGCAUACAGCCCUUCAGUAUUGCAAGUUCAGCCCAUUUUUGGCUCUGGCUUCACUCAUCAUAGAAGACAUGUGCAUGCACUGUUUUUCCCCCAUGGGUCAAUCAGUGACCCUUUGUAAGAAGAUGAUUUCAUGCCCCUGUUAACCUAAUGGCAAAUACCUAAGCUUGGGUUUUAACUUUUAUGCUGCACCAAAGGAGACCUGCAACAAAAUGCUGCUAUGCAUCAUUGCCUCUAGCAGGAGUACUCCUAUUCAGGAUUCAGAUAGCGACUUUUCUAGAAUACAGUACUGUAAGAAACUGUAGGGACCAGGGGAAGGACAGCAGGAUUACCGGUAUUUCCUAGACUGACAAUUGGCUGUAGUGUGCAGUUGCAUUCUUAUCUCCAAUCUAGGGCAACUGAGGAGCUAGGGAGGGGGCAGAGAGGAUUUUGGGCAGUGAGGAUAAUAGAGGAGGGUAAAUCUAAGCAAAGAGGACGCAGGUGGCGCUGUGGGUUAAACCACAGAGCCUAGGACUUGCCAAUCAGAAGGUCGGCGGUUCGAAUCCCCGCGACAGGGUGAGCUCCCGUUGCUCAGUCCCUGCUCCUGUCAACCUAGCAGUUCAAAAGCACGUCAAAGUGCAAGUAGAUAAAUAGGUACCACUCCGGCGGGAAGGUAAACGGCGUUUCUGUGCGCUGCUCUGGUUCGCCAGAAGCGGCUUAGUCAUGCUGGCCACAUGUCCCGGAAGCUGUAUGCCGGCUCCCUUGGCCAAUAAAGCGAGACGAGCGCCGCAACCCCAGAGUCGGCCACGACUGGACCUAAUGGUCAGGGGUCCUUUUAAAUCUAAGCAAAGUGGGGGGAUGGGGAUGCUGAGGAAAGGUGUGCUGUGGAAGAUGGAAAAAGAAAAGGCGACUUAGGGGCUCCUGGCCUCAAAUUGUUAUUUCUUGCCCUCAAUAGCUAUUUCUUUCCCCAAAAAGCUUGCCAGGGUUAGAGGGCAGGGAAUCUUGAGAGAAGUAUGGUGGCACAGGGACGCCUGCAAGGAAGACUGGGGACUUAAUCCUAUCUGCCUAGGCUGUGCAUGGCUGCCAAGCAGGCAAGCAAAAGCAAGGAAGUACUAAAGAUACUAUGUCCUUGCUUUGUCUCACACAACAGCUAGUGGCUGCUUCUCACUUUGCUUUUGAGCAUAUUUCUCCAAAAACGACUGCUUUCAAUUGAACUCUGUCUCAGUUUUUCCAGUCCAUGUUAGUGGCAGUUAUUGAUGGAAUGUAGCUCCCUGUGUGGUGUUGUUUACUUCCCUCAGUUAGUACCUGCCUACCUUCCUGAGUUCCAGAAACCUGGGGUCCAUUUUGGGGCAUGCACAUGUGCAUUCAUUUACCUGUGCACAUGGCCAUAAAAAGAGAGAGAGAGAUACAAACUUUCCAAUAUACCAGACUUUCCCAAAACAGACUUGAACAAAACUGUGGAUUAAAAAAUAAUUUUUAAAAUGUGUGUGCUGCACCAGUGGAAGUAGAGGGUGUGGUGAUAGAUGGGAAAACAUUACCACAGAAGUUAAAAAAACAAACCACCUACACAAUAUGCUUCAGUUUGUCCAAAGCUGAGUAACAUGUGGUGUUAUCUUUGAUAUUUUUCUUACCACAUUAUCCAUGGAUGGAGAAAAACUGAAUUAAAUGGGGGGAACAUGUGGGCUGCCACUUGGAUGAGGACAACUUUGUGUGGGAUGACAUGAAAAACAUGCACACAUGGCAUGCAUCAAUUUACACUGUGGUGUGUAUGUAUCUGGGGUGCAAUAUGUUCAGUGUAAGAUAUUAGAUACCAAUGACAAAACUGCACAGGUUGGAUUUUUCCUACUGAGCACAUGUUUCUACUAAAACUGUUACAGCAAAAUAUUUCUAUUUCACCAGCUCAUGAAUGAUAAUGGAAAUCAAAUGAUAAAUGUUCCCAUCUACCCUACAACAGUACAUCCUAGAUAUUCCAUAGGAUAGCUGCUUCUACCUUACAUUACAGACAAUUCCACCUAGGACAUGUUUUGUGUCUUGGGGGCCUAACAUCCUUGGGCAUUUUGGCCUCAGUACAAUAUGCAGAAACCCUUAUAUCCUCCUGUGUGUAUUCUGGAGUCUGUCUGCCCCCGCCCAAACUAAGAUUGUAGCAGGGCGUCCUAGCAGGUAACAUUUAGGAAAGACAAUUGCCAAGACACUUAUACAGUAUAUGCAUACUUUUCCUGGCUGAGGUGAGAUCCCUUGAAGCUAUAGCUGUAGUUUGGUGUUACGUACUAGCUCAAAAACAUAGACUACAAACGCAACGCUUACCCUCAACAAUGAGAAAAAAUUAAUGUUUAUGUGUGGUGUGAAAUAUAUGUUACUGCUCUGUGGAAGCUUCCAUCAGAUAAAAAAUUCAAUAUGAAAAUUCUUCAGUUAGAAAGAAGUUGUUAUAAAUAUGGAGGAAAACCAGGAUCAGUGUUGCAUGUGGAUUAUAUCUCCUCUCACUCUUUUCCUUAUGUAGUAAUUGACUUGCAAGUAUCAACAAGGCUUUCAUGAGUGGCAUUUGGUAUUUAUAUUUUAAUCUGAAUUUAUUUAUUUAUUUAUUAUUUACUGGUGCAUUAAUUUAAAUAGCUGCUAGAAAUGGUCAGUUGUUGUUUUUUAUUUGUCAAUGCAACCCCGUACCUUUAUUACCUAUAAGUCUUCUGGCACUGCAGCUUUAAGAAUAGUUGCUGAAAAGCUUAGAGGAAAGCUUUUAAGUAUACCCAGUGAAUAUUAUAAUAACAUUGCCCCUGUUAGUUUUCUUAUCUUCCUUGUAACCACCUCAGGUGUUCAAUCUGCUCUGAAAUACAAAAUAAAGCCUUUUAGAAAUCAGGCAACUUUCUGUUAAAAUGCAGAAUUUCAUGUUGCUUUGUCUGGAGUUUCUUGAAAAUAAGAAACUGCUAUUUGGUUUUACUUAAAGAACACUUCAGUUGUUAUAGUUACAAAAGAAAUAUUGAAAAUGUGAACCUAGUGCAUGCCUUAAAUACUUUUUAAAAAUACUAAUAGCAAUAUGUUCUGAUACUUAAAUGAUUGUAUAGCAGUAAUCAUUUGCCCCUCUCCACACCGCUCCUAUAAUUGGAAUGUAGAAACUGGUCACCCUUUUGUCACAGAGUAAAGGUAAAGGUACCCCUGACCGUAAGGUCCAGUCGCGAAUGACUCGGGGUUGCGGCGCUCAUCUCACUUUAUUGGCCGAGGGAGCCGGCGUGCAGCUUCCAGGUCACUUGGCCAGAAUGACUAAGCCGCUUCUGGCGAAACCAGAACAGCACACAGAAACGCCAUUUACCUUCCUGCCAGAGCGGUACCUAUUUAUCUACUUGCACUUUGCUUUCGAACUGCUAGGUGGGCAGGAGCAGGGACCAAGCAACGGGAGCUCACCGCGUCACGGGGAUUCGAACCGCUGACCUUCCGAUCAGCAAGCCCAAGGUUCAGUGGUUUAGAUCACAGCACCACCUGCAUGUCACAGAGUAGCUUGGUCCAAAGGGUUAGGUUCAUGCAAUAUCCAGGACACUGUGUAAACCUCCCUGACCAGUCAGCCUGAAUCACAUUGCUUUAAAUGGCAGUAAGUGUCUUUGAGUUUUUCCUCAUACAAGACCCAGGACUCAUAUAUUUAUUCCUGUGAAUGGAUGAUAACGUAAUAGGGAAAAUAAGAAAGUUGGCAGUAUGCAGUUUGAACUGUAUUGUUUCCUAGGGCUGCCAUAUAUCCGGAUUAUUCCAGACAUUACUGGGAUUUCAAAGGCAGAAUUGAUGUUUGGGAGGGAUUUCUGAAAGGUGGUGCUUUUUUGUAUUAUUUGUUUUUUUAAAAAGCUCAACAACUUUUGGGGUGCCCUGGUUUUUACUUUUUGAAAUAUGGCAACCUUACUGUUUCCUAAUUCAUGAGUUUUUUUCUGUUUACAUGUACGGUAACUGGUGAAGACUGUUUUAGGUAAUUAACGUUAAAUACCAACAUGAAGAAGAAUCACUAUCGCAUGAUCACCUUUGCUGACAGUUGCACUAUUAAUUCUGUUCUUCCAAUCCCUAACUAAAUUUCAGUUACUAACAGAAACACUGUGUUAUUUUUUACAAAAAGUAAACUGAAAGUGACUUACAAUAUAAUACAAAAAUUAAAACCAAUACAACAAAACCCUUAAAACGUUCAUAUAUAUAAAAUACGGUCUAACACAUCCCAUCCACUGAAGGAGGCCACAAUAUUUAAAACUCUCCAGGUUGAAGACAAAAAGCCUGGCUGAAAAGAAACAUUUCUGCUUAGUGCCUAAAAGUCGCUAGUCAUGGCACCAGACAUGUCUCCCUGAGAAGAGCAUUCCAUAAGCAGGGAGCCACCACUGAAAAGUCCCGUCCUCAUGUUGCCACCUUCUGUACUUCCCCUAUUCCACAGAGAAGGGCCUUAAGUGAUGAAUGCAGGGUCUGGGUUGGUUCAUGUAGGGGUAGGUGGUCCUUGAAGUAUUACGGUCUUGAGCCCCAUAAAGCUUUAUAGGUCUAAAGCUUAGAAUUGGGUCUGGAAGUUAAUUGAAAAUGUACCAGAAUUGGCGUUAUAUACUCAAACCAUCUUGCAUCAGCCAACAAUCUGGUUGCUGAGUUCUGUUUCAACCAUAGUUUCUGAACUGUCUUUAAAGGCAGCCCCACAUAUAAUGCAUUGCAGUAAACUAUUAAUUCAUGAGGUGUUGUAAGUUCCCUGACUAUCAUAUGGAUAGGGAUGUAGGUGGGUGUGGAAGAAGAGAGGGAAGGUAUUUCCAUUUGAUUCAGACCUAGCCUUAGGUGAUAAGGCAUCUUUAAAUAUGCUGCAACCAGAGGGUAAAGAAUUUUCCAGCUAAUGUGAUUUUUAUUAAUAUGUGACAAGAAGUAUUUGAUCUAUCUUGGUUUUUAAAAAAUUCCUAUGACAACCUGACUUACAGAAUUUGAGUCAUUUAUGCAAACGUACAGGACAAUUUUGUAUUCAUUUGCUCUGGAUUUUAGUACACAUGUUUUUAAGCUGUUGUGUAAAACUCCCAUUUCAUAUUGGUACACAAAGACUGAUUUAAAUGUAUAUCUUGUUAUAUAAUGAGGAACAUCUUAAAUACAGCAAAUGUAAUAACAACUGUGUUUGAGUCAGUGGGAUAUACAAACUACUAUAGGUAUCUUAAGUCUUUUGCAUUUGUUAGUUUAUUUCCAUACAAAAUGGAACUUAAAUGUGGUGUAUAUGUCUUUAACUACUAGAAAAGUCAGAAAAUGGGAUCCAGAGUCCCCAAAGUGGAAACAUUACCAUAUCCAUAAUAUUUGUAGUACUACCAUACUGCUCCCAAAAUUGAAAUUUGGAGCGCACAUUAUCCUAGACACCCUGCUUAACUAGAGAAAACUGAAAAUUGUCCCUCCUGCCUUCAAAAGCAAGGGUCUGAAGUUUAACCCAAAAUUGUUAAAGUACUCCAAAUCAACCAGAAAGCUGUAAUUUGGUAUACAUGUGGCCCAGGGCAUACUGAUUACUAGUAAAGAUGGAAACAUGAUCAUAUAUAUGAUCUCUUAUGGUGAGAUGUGACAUUUAUUUUGUAACAGAAGCCAGUACUCUACCACAUAAAACUAAAUGGUCUUAAUGGGCAUUCUAGGCCAGUUCCCUAUGGAAGUAAAGAUCACCAAUUAAUUCAUUUGUUUUUCUUUCAAACGAUGGAGGAAAACCUUGCCAUUCCCGCCCCCCCCCCCCUUAUAUCUGCUAAGGGUGUAAUAGGUGUAAAAUUCAACUCUAGUACUUGGAUGUUUGUCUAAUAUUGGAAGUACAUUUGUGCAUAAUUCAGUGUGUAACCAUAAUUUUCUUUUUUUAAGGAAUCUGCAGGAGGUGAUAUUCAAUCUCCUCUUACACCUGAGAGUAUUAAUGGAACAGAUGAUGAAAGAACAACCCCAGAAGUGACGCAAAACUCAGAACCAAGGGCUGAACCAACCCAGAAUGCAUUACCAUUUGCGCAUAGGUACAGAUUUCAUUCACACAUCCUUAUUAAGUAAUACGUGUGCACUUUAUUGUUAAGACGGCCUCUUUCUCCAUUUGUUUAAUUUAAAAUUUUAAAAGACUUAAUGCUUGCAGUGUGGAUCUGUGUCCAAAGAGGCAUUUGUGCAGAGGGUGCAGUGAAGGAGCCACACUAUUACUAAGGGACUACUAUUCAGUAUAAAAAGAAGCUUGUCUCUUCAGGAGGGAAACCACUGCAGCAAAAACAAGAAACUUCACAGGUUUCGCCCUCCUGUGUGCAUAGCUCACUUAUGUCUUACCCUUUUCUUAAAGUAAAGAAAAGGAAAUGGAAUAGAAUGGCUGCUUUUGAGCUUCAACAUUUUUUUGUCUGGGAAGCACAAUACAGAUGCCUCUGAGACUUUAAUAUUUUGGACUAAAUGCAGAUUAGAAGAAGAAGGGGGGGGGUAGAAGCUGCAACAAAAUGUUGCAGUGCGGAGUGCUUCUGUCCAGGGUGCCAGUCAGCCAUGUCAGAAUUCUUAAUUUCUUACCUCCUAUCCCCUGUUUUCCUCUCUGCCCCCACCCCCACUCACCCGCUGUUGGUCAGCAAUCCAGGCCUACUGAGCAUGCUCAUUCCUCACUGGGCUAUUUUGGGGAAGUGGCUUUAAAAAUUGCUUGUGCUUCUGCAGCCCUUUGGGCUCCGGGCUCCUCCCAGCUGGCAGGUUCCUCCCUGUUGUGUUUGGAUGGUGCUAUUACGGCUACAUAAGGAUCCACACUAGGAGAAUUGAGUUUGCUAUUAAUAUAUAGGAUGAGUGAUCACACUAUGCUGCAACCUUUAACUUUCUAGUGUACAAGAAUAUUUUAUACUGCUUCAAGAAUUAUUGGUCUAGUGUGUGUAUUUUGUGGGUAAUGAGAAUUACUUCAAAUUCUUGAGCUACGUGGUAUUAUUCUCUUUUGCACUUAAAAAUGACACUUAAGCAGGUCUUGAAUGUCAAAGGAAAUGCUAAUAUCCAAAACAAGUAUGUUUUAUGGGAAAAUAUGACAUUAUAUAAUACCUUCAGCCUGAUGAUUAAAACAUUGAUGAAAUCAGAAUUGUGAUAUUUCACAUGAAUAAGAGCAGGCAGGUGUUUGACAUUUAUUAUAUAGUGAACCAUCUUUUCGCAUCUAGAAGGGCUGAACUUUAACUUUUCUAAUGUAAUUUUUAUAUAUUGCACUAAAGCACAUUAAGUUGAAGCAGAGUCUUUGAAUUAUUUCGAGUUGCUGUAGUUUCCAAUUCUUAUAUAAAAACCUGUGGGCACAGAACUGUGCCCACCUUCUAUUUUAGAUAGUCCCAAUCACUUGUGGGAUGGGGAAAGAAGACCAAAAUACAAUCUCACCAUCCCCAUAUCAAACAGCUGAUUAAUUUGAGAUUGCUUAUCAGUGAUGAGAACUGUAUGUGCAGAUAUGGGUUCUGGAUAUUAGGAUCCAGAUUAUGGUUAAGGUGAAACCGUACCAAAUUUGUCCAGACACAUUUACUACUCUAGCCAUCAAAAUAUAUGAUCAUGAGUUGAGCUAAAUAACUUGAAAAGUAUAUGUUGAAGUGACUUUGGUAACCUAUCUUGAUUAUUGCAAUAUGACCAAUUCCUAUUUACAUUGUGGUAAAUUAUGUCUGAAGACAGGAGUGCCUGGCGUGCUCUGGUCCAUGGGGUCAUGAAGAGUCGAACACGACUAAAUGACUAAACAACAACAAAUUGUGUCUGUUUUUAAUAACAAUUUAAAAACUGUCACUCAGACUAACAGCAGAUAAUAUUAUUAUUUCCCUGAAAAUAAGUAAUUGUACUACAGUUUAAACUGUAUCAUUAGUAGCAGAAGUCUAAAUUUGAUCUAUGUACAUUUCUACAAUAUGUAUACACACUUUGAGAGAGAAUCUUUUACAGUAUCGUGCUAUCGGGCUUCAAAAUUUUGAAUUGGUCUUCCAGUACUCAACCUUCUGCUGAAACAAAAGAAUAUUUGUUGCCUGAAUCUCAUGUGAACAGUCUCAUCUUAAGUUACUUACAGCUAGAUUUCACCAGCAAGUUAUGAUUUAAUAUGCAGAGGUGACUGUCAACAUACUGGUAUAUGUUGUAGUUCAGUGUAGAUUUUUAUAGACAACUGCUUUGUUAUGGGCUCUUCUUGAUGGAGAGAGUUUGUAGACUUUUAGAAACUCCUAGGAUAUUUUUUUUUAUCAGAAAGGUAUGUUUCUUUGAAGAUCAAAAAAAUUGUGUUCACAAAUACUUCGGUUUCUAUUCUGUAAGUUAGGGGUGUGCGGGUGUAUGCGGGUAUGUGUGAAUGAAAGGGUGGGAGAAGAAUCUCAAAUUGACUUCUGAAAAUGGACUGUUGUGGUAAUCGUGCUGAUAGGAACAUAUAACUGAGUGGGAAUUACAUCCCCUGUUCUGUGGAUCUGAAAUGCUGAAGAUUUAUACUUACUGUUGUAUCUGCUGCCCACUUUUUAAGAAGAAAAAGGCAAAAUUUUCAAUAGAGCUCUUUCCCUGAUAUGAAAACUUUGGCAAAAAAAAUGUAUUAAUUGGGUUUUUGGAUAUUUUUCAAAGGAGACCAUGGGGGGGCAGGGCGGAAUAGCCAUCCUAGAUGUUUUAAGUUUUUGCAUGUGCAUAAUUUACUUAUUAUUGUGAAAGUUGGGGGGGGCUGCUGGAAAGCUAGCCACAUUUAUAAAUUUGAAUCCAAUUUUGGAUGCUUCUAAAAUCAACCUUUACAUUAUUAAAUGUUCAUUUUACAAGAAAACCAGAACAUUGCUUGAAAACAAGUGGAAUGUUGUUUAAUAACCUUUAAAAACUGGAGAUUAAUAAGUAGGUUGGAGACAGCUUCUCAGAUAUUUCGGAUGUCCUGUUAAAAUUGCUUGUCAACACUGACUUGAAGAUGUUCCUAAGUAUCUUUUCAGUAUCAUAAACUGUGUCAUAUAUCUUCUUAUUGGAACAUUUUAAUAUAUAGUGUGUUUGGAAAAUACAUUGUAGGACUAACAGAAAUAGAUUUACAGUGAUGUGAUUGCUUGCCUACUUAAGUAAUUGUUUUUUUCUGUUGAAAGUUUUGGCAAAAAAACCCCCACAAACAAACCUGAUUUAUUGCCAUAGUGAAGAGGUUCUUUCAGAUCAUGGAUUUCAUUUAAUUUUUAUUCUCUGUAUAGCAAACCAUUUGAUAAUGCUGCAUGUAUAUCCAUUACUGUAACAAAUUUGUUAAGACCCUGUUUCUCUCCUAUGGGUUAUUAUUAAAGAAUGACUAUAGAAAUUUACCUUUUGAAGACUGGCUUGCAUUUUUUAAAUAUGUAUUACGUUUGUACUGAGGCAUUUAUAACUUGACUGUUUAGCAAAAAGUUUUUUUUUUUAAUUAAAGGCUUUACUAUAUUCCUUAAAUAUCUUAAAUUUGAAUUCAAACAUCAUCUUCGAUUUGCACAACCUUCCUAUGUGUGUAGUUUAUCCUUGCUUUAAAUCACAUCAAUAAAUGGUAAAGAUAAAUUGGCUUUUUACCUGUCCUUCAUCAUAAGGUCCCAGGGUAGAAGAUUAUAACAAUAUAAUGGCACUGCAAGCAAAAAUGUAGCAACCCUAGCCCAGUAUUAAUUUUUCUAUAGGUCCUUUCCAUCCUUGGUUCCUCUUUUAUCCCAAGUUCUGUUCUUGCACCAAUUACAGUUGCUUCAAACCCUUGUUUUGCUUACUACUCCUUCUUCUAUUCUAUCAGCUACUUUGGCUCAUGCUCAGCAUUCUUUGUUGUACAACACUCAUUUCAUUCUUUCCCAGCAAUAUACAGCUUAGACUAUGGAUGAGUCUUUUCUCUAUAUGAAGAGAGGCAGAUGUGCACAUGAACAGUUUUAGCUCUGUGAAACUGCUCCUGCAAUCCACCAACUCCUAGCUUCUCUCAAAGGACUUUGCAUCUGUGUGUUUCAUGGUUCCUAUUCCCAUUCUCAGUUCUUAGAAUGUUUGCAAAUAUGUUAAGGCGUCAUCAGUUGAUGCCAGAAGUUUCACCAUCACCACAACCAAAAUCCUUUUGUUAGGUCAAUUCAUUAUCUUAUAUAAAUAACAGCAAACUAGUGCUUAUUAAAUAGAAGUGUAAUGCAUUGCAGAAAAAAAAGCACUCAAAACUCCAGCUGGUCUGGUAUCAGUGUUGUCAUCCUUGUACAUUCUGCCUUUUGUUCAAAAGUAAAUUAUUCAGGAAAUUAUCAGAAUUUAAAUUCUGAGCAAUAUUGUUUCCUUCCUUUGCUUCAUGCCCAUGAAGCAAAAGUACUUUUGUAUAAAUUAUGGUCAACCCUUAUUGGGAUCUGGCCAGACAUCCCAAGAGUAGCCCUCUUGCCUGAAGGGAAAUGAGCACAGAUAUUGCAGUGCUAGUUUUCAGGAAAGAUUUGUGCGGAUUCAUAUGUUAUGGGUACUAUAUAGAGAAAGGUCCUUUCUAGCAGCAAACAAACUAAUUAAAAGCAAUGGUGCCUAGCCACAAAUGAUAAGUAAAAAUAAUAUAAAAGUCAGGGUAAAAAUUGCUGGAGUAUUUUAUUUACAAAUAAAUACAAAAAUUCAAUGAUAGAGCACAUGCUUUUCAUGCAGAUGAACCCAAAUUCAAUCUGUGGCAUCUCCAGGUAUGGCUGGAAAAGGCUCUUGGCCUGAAACCCUGUAGUGAACCACAUGGACCCCAUGAUCUGGCAUUGUAGAAGGCAGGUUUCUAUUAUUAAACCAGUGAUAUAUCUACACGUCAGCAGACAAAAAGCACACAUUAUUUUGGAACUCUACAUUCAUGUGAUAGAGUUUAAAAACAACAAUAAUAAACAUGUUGCUGACCAACGUUCUUAAAAACCAUAAUGCAGUGUAAAUAUGUUUUAAUUGAAAGUAGCACAGGAAACAUCUAAUAACAGAUAGUUAAUGCAUUUUAAUACAUAGUCUUCAAUGGCUCAAAUUUACAAAGUAGUGUCAUAUUUCAUUUUCAGAGUUCUCCUCCAGUUCAGGCUUGCAUAUAGUUACGUAGCCUAACAGUAGAAGCCUGUGCAUAUUUCCUUGGAAGUAAGUCCCAUUAUGCUUAAUAAGGUUUACUCCUGUGUAAAUGUGUAUAGGAUUGCGAUUUAAAGCAGGAGUUCUUCUCCUCAUUGAAUUCACUAUAAUUUAAAUCUUAAAUGAUUUUCAUCAUACGUUUAUCUCAAUCAUCUCAUGAAUAUAACAAGCGUUUAUUUGGAUCUUAAGAGAAAUUAAUUCAAGGAAGUUCGCAGAAGGAAGGUUUCCCGCCCCUUUUCAUUUGCAGCAAUCUGCGCCCUUCCAAAAAGCAUUUUGCUUUUAAUAAAUGUUCUUUGUAGAACUGGCAAUUCCCUCCUGAACAAAACUGGAUGGAUCAGGGGGGAGGGGAAGGGAGGAGUUGAGCAGCUGGAGGAAAGCAGAAUUUCCCAAAAUUGGUCUUGGAACAAAAACUAUGUUAAGCAAGUUUACAGAAGGAAAGUUUUAAUUUGCAUCCCCACACACCCCUUUCUGCAUUGUUCAGGAGAGUCCCUGACCCUCUUAAGAGGCUUUGCCUGGAAGGUGGAGAGGGCACAGUUGGCUGCAAGGUGGGGAGGGGAAACUGCCCUUUCAUGAACAUCCUUGUUAGCUUACUUUAUAAUCCAGGUCUUUUGUAGAAGUAGAAGGAUACUAUGUCAAUGCAGGGCCUUAAUUGAUCUUCAGCAUAAUUGAACAAAAUAUUUAUUUAUGCUUAGUGUAAAGAUUUACACUGAGAGAGAAGUGCUUAUAGCAGCGAAUGUAAAUGCUAAGCAUGUACAGCAGGCAAAUUUCUAUCUACACCCCUCUUUGUUCUGCUCCCAUACCAAACAAGAGUCAUUAUCAGAGCUUCGGGAUAUACCCUCUCAAGGCAAAACACACAAGGGUGUGAAGUAAGGUUGCUGAGGCAUGUGGCUUGGAGAGAGAGGAUACAACCUAGAGAGAGUCUCAAGAGCCAAAGGGAGUUUCCCAACCCUGAUUUUAGAAUAAUUCAGUUGAAGCGGCUUCAUUUAUGGCAAAAAGAAAAUAUGCCAAUAACAGCACUAUGGGUUACACAAGACACUAAUCAUGUGGUUUUCUCUUGAGUUCUGUAUUUUUCCUUCACAAAUAUGGGAACUAGUUCCAGACCCUCUAAGUGUCCCUGUUUUCCAGAAGCCAUUCCAGUUUUGAUCUGGUUUGAUCCCAGAAUGUCCCACUUUUUCUUAAGAUGUCCUUAUUUUCAUUGGAGAAAUGUUGGAGAGUAUGGAGUUCUUUACCCCUGCCCUGCCCUGGAAUGCAUUUGUGUUUUUGUGGCAGUUAAUACUACCUUUCAUGAGGAAGUAACAGUAAACGAGAAGAUGAAUUCAACUUGCUUACUAUGCAAACUGCUUUGAGAAUAUUUUGAAGGAUAGUGGUGUAUAAAUAUUUUAAAUAAAUAAUUUUGUAAACAAAUUUUAGUCUUGAAAUUCUGUUCUUAGCCAGUUGAUCCUUUUUGGGGGCGGGGCGGAUUGUAUAGAUCUACCACACACACUAAUUGCAAACUCCUCGUGCUCUAAGUAGCCAAUGUCGCACUAUCCACACAACAGCAAGUUACCACCAAAGCUGACAGAACUUUUUAAAAAGAAAAAAUGGAGGCAAACAGCCCAAUGAUGACUAAGCAUGCUCAGUGGGCAUUGAAUGCUAUUUAACUGUGAGGAAAUGAAACAGAAAAUGUGGUGGGGGGUGGAAUGGUUGGAACCCUGAACUGCGCACUACAGAAUUUUGUUGCAGGUCCCUUGCAAUAAAACUAGUGGUAAUCCAACAUCGCAAGUAUACUGUCCUAUUUCUUCCUUCCAUCCAUAAUGGAAGGAGAGAAGCCUUAGUGCAGGGGCUAUUCCUAUUCCUACACUGAAAAGAAUUGGAUGGUAUGUGUACUUCACUGUUUGGAGAAGAAGUAAAAUGACAGACUUCCAGGACAUUGUGAAGGGAAGGGAGUGGUCUUGCUGGUUAUUACCAUUAGGGGAGGUGCCAAAGGGCCACAUAACUUUAACACACACGUGACAAAUACUGUAAGAGAGUGCAAAUGAUCUGAGAGAACUUUUGCAGAAGCUCACAUAAUAUUGCUGGUUGCCAAGGAGAAAAGUUAUGACCUUUUGCCUCGACCAGUAUUGGAGGCAUUAUCGAACAGGUGUGACUCUCGUGCAGUUGCAUUCAUUAUGGUGCUAAUGAUAGCACUUGACAUCUCGGCGUCCAGGAAAGGCAUAAUUAUUUAUACUCCAAAAUCACUAUACCAGAUGCCAUAUGAAAUGUGGCUCUCUCUUCACACACAUUAAAAAGAUAUUUUUCCCAACCUGCUUUGAGUUAGGAAAAUGCAGUAAUAGCCCUAUCAAAAUAUUUUUAAACGAAAACCUAAACAUUUUAAGAUGGCAGUAGCGUAUGUAUAUAAUGUGUGUAUUAAUUAAAUAGUUCAUUCAGAUAUAAAUAAAUAAAAAUAAGUAAAACAGCAGCAUAGAUUUAUUUUAAAUAAAUGAAAAUACUUAAUACUUAAAAAAAUAGCCCAGUCAUUCUUCACAAACAGCAUUUAAGAAGCAGUGGCCCUAAAUAAUUAAGUUUUGAAAUCCACUUAAAAGUUUGUGCCCAUCUUAUUGGGGAGGAAACUUCAUAAGUUGGGUACCAUCACAACAAAGGCCCUAUCUCUUUUACCUGGCAGCUGAAUCAAAUCUAGAUGCAUGGCAUCUGAAGCACAUUUUCAUACCCAAGCAGGCUUGUAUGAGUGUAGGCUGACCUUCAGGCUACUUGUUCACAAACUCUUUAGGACUUUAAAAUGUGCCAGUAACCAGUACAACUGGUACAGGACCACUGUCACAUGGGACCAGAAAACAUCUGGCAGGGGGGCUGUCUUCUGCACCAGUUGAGGUAUUGGAACCAUCCUCAAUGGUAGCUCCUCUCAGAGUGUCUUACAGUAGUCCAGCCUAGAUGUGACUGGUGCAUGAGCAAUCAAGGCAAGAUCUGACCUCUCUCUAAAUGGGAUGCAGCUGGCAUGAUUCAGAUUCUACUCUUGGUCACAUAGAUGAAGCUGGCAUAAAAUUUCAAUCAUUCCAUGAUGUAGAAUAGUACAAAGGUAGCUCAUUUGGGAAUCCUAGGUUUACAAGAGCCAAGAGAAGAUUUCAAAAACCCUGCAUUGCAUGCCAAAAGACAGGUAAUAACUCAAGGUGUUGCAACUAAUUGUCACAUAAGGGAUUAUUUAACUAGCAACUAUAGAGCACUUUUUACAUUUUAAAGAAAGUGUCCAACAGCUUUUAUUGUGGUGAAUAUAUUUUUCUGCCUUGAGCAUAGAGAGAAGCAGUAAGUAGGGUAAUCCAGUUCUUAAGCAGAGUGGCAAUGAAAAAGGAAAUUUGUACAUUUUUUAUACCAUUUAUGUUAUAUUUAUUUGCUGCUUUUUACAGCAAAGUGUCUUAAACUGACCAACGGGGGGGGGGGGGAUAACAAGAAACAUUAAAACCAAAUGUCAGAACAGCAGUAAUACAAGUACUCAUUCAUAUAUAAAAAAUCCUACCUAUCCCCUUAAAAGAUGAGCACAAAAGAGGCCACAGGUAUAGCUAGUUACCCACUGAAUUAAGGGCCAAAAUUUGGCUGACAUCUAAAAGUAGACCAUAAUGGUGCCAGCUGUGCUUCCUUGGGGGAAAGCUUUCCAGCGUGAAGCCACCAGUGAAAAAGCCUGUACUUGUGUUGCCACCUUCUGCAUCCCUGUGGAUGAGAAACACAGAGAAGGGUCUCAUAUGAUGAACACGGUGUUUGGGUUGGUUCAUGUAAGGAGAGGCAUCCCUGAGGUAUUGGGGUCCUGAGCCACAUAUUGCUUAAUAGGUCAAAACUAGCACUGUUAUGGAAACUUAACUGAUAGCCAGUAAAGUUGUGUCAGGAUGGGUGUUACAUACUCAGUCCACCUGGCUGUUGAAUUCUGCACCCAGAGCGGUUUCAAAGGCAGCCCCAUGUAUAUAGUACAUUGCCGUAAUGUAUACUGGAGUUUACCAGAAUGUAAACAACAGAAGUCAGUUUAUCUCUGUCCAGAUAGCCAUCUGGACUUAGCUGCAUAGAAUACAAUCUGCUCCACCAAGGCCAGUUGUGCAUCAAACAGCAGUAAUGGAUCCAGAAGUAGCCCCAGGCUAUACACCUGCUCCUUCAGAGGGACUGUGACCCAAUCCAGAGCAGCCAUGGAUCUGAGGGAAACACCCACUAACAGCACCUCAGCCUUAUUCAAUUAAGUUUCAGUUUAUUGGGUCUUACCCAGUCCAUUACUGAGGCAAGACACCAGUCUAGCAGAUUCACUGCCACGACUACAUAGAAUCGUAGAACUGUAAAGUUGGAAGGGAUUCCAAGGCUCAUCUAGUCCAACCCCCUGAAAUGCAGGAAUCAUAACUAAAGAGUCAGUGUGGUGUAGUGGUUAAGAGUGGUAAUCUCGUAAUCUGGUGAACCGGAUUUGCAUCUCCGCUCCUCCACAUGCAGCUGCUGGGUGACCUUGGGCUAGUCACACGUCUUUGAAGUCUCUCAGCCCCACUCACUUCACAGAGCGUUUGUUGUGGGGGAGGAAGGGAAAGGAGAAUGUUAGCCGCUUUGAGACUUGUUCAGGUAGUGAUAAAGCGGGAUAUCAAAUCCAAACUCUUCUUCUUCUAAAGAAUCCCUGACCAAUGGCCAUCCAACAUCUGCUUAAAAACCUUCAAUGAAGGGGAGUCCACCAGCUUCUGAGGGAGUCCAUUCUGCUGUUGCAUAGCUAUUACUGUCAAAAAGUUAUUUUUAACAUUUGGUUGGAAUCUCCUUUCUUGUAAUUUGAUUCCAUUGGUUUGUGUCCUACCCACCAGGGCAGUAGAAAAGAAGCCUGCUCCAUUUCCCAUGUGACAGACCUUUAGAUAUUUGAAGAUGGCUAUCAUAUCACUUCUCAGUCUCCCCUUCUCCGGGCUAAACAUACCCAACUCCUUCAACUGUUGCUCAAAAGACUUGGUUUCCAGACCCUUCAUUUUGGUUUCCACCCUCUGCACACUCUUCAGCUUGUCAAUAUCCUUAUAUUGUGGUGCCCAGAACUGGACACUGUACUCCAGGUGGGGUCUGACCAAGGUAGAAUAAAGCAGUACUAUUACUUCCCUUAAUCUGGACACAAUACGUCUGCAGCUGUGAUAGAGCAAUGUAUCACCAGCACAUUACUGAAAAUGUACUCCAGAGCUCUGGGUGAGCCCAUUCAGUAUAGGAAAACCUAAACCAGCAGCACUGAGGACUGUAGGGGCUGAACAACACCCCCCAUCACCAGCCUCUGAAAAUAUCCAUCCCGAAUUGUAUUGGAACCACUGAAAAGCAGUACUGCCUACUCUCUAUUUGGACAGUCACAAAUACUGUGGUCAAUGGUAUAGAAAGCCACUGAGAGAUCAAGGAACAGUAACAGAGACACACGCCGCCUGUCUUUCCUGACAAAGGUCUUUGUGACCAAGGUGGUUUCCAUGCCCAAACCCUGAUUGAAAUAGGUCUGAAAAGUUAGUCUUACACAAGAGAGCCUGGAUCUGACCUGCAGCCAUGCACUCAAGAACGUUGCUCAAGAAACAAACAUUGGCAACUGGUCACUAAUUGUUUAGAUUAUGGAUCCAGGAAAGGUUUCUAAUGAGUGGUCUUACCAUCACCUCCUUUUGGCAAGCAAGGACCACCCCUUCUUGCAUGGCCAAGCAAGCUGCUGCCUCCUUGUUAGAUUUUACCAGCCUUGAAGAGCAAGAGUAAGAACAGAAACGGUCACCUGUGCUGAUGCCAGCACCUUGUCCACAUCCUCGUGCUUUACUAACAAACUCUGGAUGGCACUUGAGAAUCGUAUGCUAAAAUAGUGGAGUCAAGGUCUCAGCUGAUUCAAGUGAUUUUAUCUUCAAAUUGCUCUGCAAACAAAUCACAGCAAGCCACCACUGGUUUUAGCUCAGCUAGAUUAUCAUUAGGAUUUAUUAAAUUUGUAUACUGCCCUUCAUCUCAAGAUCCCAGGGCAGUUCACAACAGAUAAAUACAAAAUGAGAAUACAAAAUACUUUACAUACUAAAUAAACAAAAGGAAAAACAAACCAAUAACCCACAAACACAUUGGAAACAAAGUAAGCUUUAUACUGCCUUCAUUGCCACCGAGUAAACUUGAUAAUGAGCACUCACUAGUUUUCUGUUGCAUUCGCCUGAAGAUUUUCUCCACUUGCAUUCAAGUCGUCUUCCAGCUUGUUUCAUUGCCCAAACAGGGUUCUAUCAAGUGGCAGAGGGAACUCGGGGGAUUGUGUCAGUGGCCCAGAUCAUCCAUGUUUUCUACAGGCAACCAGGGCCAGUCAUAUCAGCUGGAAAAGCCUCCAUAGGGUCUGGGAACUAAUUGAAUCCUUCAGCCUCCAAGGACAUUCCCCUGCCUCUGUGGAGGGGGAAAGCUGCUGAAAACCUAAAAUGCAACAGGAAGUGAUCUGAUCUUGACAGUGGACUGGAUCACUCUCCGAUCACCCUAUUUCUGCUCAGUUAAUGAAAUCAGAUGUAUAGGCUAUGGCCUGCUACAUGUGUGAGGCCAAUGGCCUGUUGAGACAGUGCCAUGGUUGUCAUGGCAGCCAUGACGUCCUGAGCUGUCCCAGAUUUAAUGGCCUCAGCAUGGAUGCCGAAGUCCCCCAGAACCAACAGUCUGCGUCUCCUCAACACCAUAUCUAUGGUUUUAAUUUUUUGAUUGUUUUAAUGGCUUUUACUUAUAAUUUCUUGUUUUAUUAUGUUGGUUAACUGCUUCAAGGUUUUUUUUUACAAUCAAGUGAUAUAUAAAUUUUAUGACAGAUGUAAUGGCAAACUGUGGUUAGUUUACAAAUGAAAGCAAAUGUUUCUAUCUUCCUUGAGGUUGAUCAGGGGAAGGGAGAGUACAUGGGCCUUGGGGUUGUCCAAGUUAUUUUCCAUAUUGCUAAUCUUUGGCUUAGGCAUACUUUCAAACUCUCUCUUUGCAUAUUGUAAGAUGGUUAAUUAAUAUAAUGCAACUAAUUUUUUACUAAUUCCUGACCUGUUAUUGGAGAAGAUAACAAUAGGUAUUUUCAUUGUUUACUUUUUAUCUUCUAUGAUUAGGUAGUAUCUAGUAUGAAAAUUCAAAAAAUCAUUCGCAUAUUCACAGUCAGAUAUUUGUCUUCCAAAACAUACAAAGCUACCUUAUAUUGAGUCAAAUAAUUGGGCCAUCUGCCCCACUAAGGUGGCAGUGGUUCUUGGCCAUCUUAGGGAGACGUCUUUCCCAGCCUUGAUGUCCUUUUAAGUGGCAAACCAGAGUUUGAACCUAGAAUCUUCAGCAUGCAAAAUAUGUGCUUAUCUACUAAGCUUCCUCCCACCCCAAUCCCUAGGCAAUGUGUUUUUGCAUCAUAAUCAUAGAACUUGGGAGGGACCACAAGACUUGCUGGCUUCUGAAGACAAUUGUAUAGGCAUGAGCCAGAGAACAAAAAUAACCCAGUGAUGCUGUGGUCUCCACUAUUGUGACAACUGUUUUUUUGUCCAUAGUUCAGCAAUCGGCAAGCACUGGGAGGCAGAACUUGCAACACUCAAGGGUAACAAUGCCAAGCUUACAGCAGCUCUGCUCGAGUCCACUGCCAAUGUGAAACAAUGGAAACAACAGCUUGCUGCAUAUCAAGAGGAAGCAGAACGUCUACACAAGCGGGUAAGUUUAAAGCUUUUGACUACAUAUUGUUAGUGGAUCUGCAUGUUAUGAACUAAGAAAAAGGUGCAGUAAAAAUCUUCUGGUCAUCUGACAAUAGCAUUCAUGCAAGCUGAGCUUUAUUUUCUCUUCUGAUGAAAUAUAUUAUAAACUUUUCAUGUAAUAAAUUAUCCCGUAGUAAUAAAUUAUAUAUUAUUGUAUUAUAUAGUUUGAGUUUUAUCUAACAAAUCAUAUAAAUAUGUAUUACUAAGUGAUGUCUAUAGCACUGGGUCAGACGUAUAAGAUUAAUCUAGUGUACUUGGACUUGCCUGUAUGUGAGUCACUUUAAACCAUAGCCAAGCAUUAUUUUGGUUUAAAGGUGAAUGUGCAGUGUACUGGUGCAUGGGGCUAAAAUCGUGGGCAACUUUGCUUCUCUUCUUCUCAUGCUGCUGCUUCAAUGCUGGAAGCUAAACCAUGGUUUGGUUUGGUUUAGCGUUAGGUCUCAACCUGGGCUCAUGGUUUUUCUUUCUCCAAACAAACCAUGAGCUGCAACCUACUGUAAGUUUGCUUUUGUGAGCUUGUGCCCAUUAAGACAACUGAAACCAGUGCAAAAUAGCUGGAAAAUAAAUUCUUUAUUCAUGGAGAAGUGCAGGGGCAAACUAUCUCAGUCCAGAUAUAUGGCAGGCACAGUGUCAUUUUGUCUGUGUAUAUUUAUGUGCCUUGUGAAAUGGUAGCAAGCACAAUUUUUUUCACUUUAUAUACUGCAUUGAUUAAUAUUCAACUGAGCACUAAUUCGAUAAACUCAUAAUGUAGACAACUGUGGAUAUUCAAAAUGAUCUGCUCUCUUUUUCAUCUCUUGUUGUUUCAUUUAUCCUCUAGUUUGUACAUUCCUCCCACUCUAAACUAUAUUCUCUCUUUAGAUCUGUUAAUAAGAUAAACUAAGGCAAGUUAAGUAACUGCAUGAAUUAAGAUUCUGUAAGGGUGAAGGCAUAUGUAACAUUUUUAGAAGAGCAUUUGCCCAGGAAGGACAUUCACCGCAUUCAGUUCAAACAUACCUUGUUGACCUCUGGAGGGAAAUAGCUCUGCAAGGAUAAAGUAGAAGCCUGCAAUGUACUCUUCUGCCCAGCUGUUCCUCUUGGUGUCAUCCAGAAGCAAAUACUCCUAGAGAAGUUUUGUGCUUUUGAAUUUUUUUCCCGUCUUCAAUUUAUGAGUUGACAAGUGAGCAGAUUAAAAUAAAAGUAAAAAGUGGAUAGCCAUCUGAAGUAUGGGAGGGAAGGUCAAGAAUGUUGGCUGAGCUCAUGCAUGAUUUGUUGGUAUGUGUGUCUGUCAUUUCAGCUGUAGAGCUGGAAGGAAGCCAGUCUUGCAUUGCUGUUAGAAACACCCUUGGUACUGUUUUGUUACAUCAAGUUUUAUUAAAUGUGUUGGAAUUUUGGGUGGGUGAUGGUUGUAGACAAAAGGGAGCUGUAUUUUGUAUGCAAAUCUGUUAAAGCCCAACAUCACUGGAUGCAAAAGAUUUUUCUAUGCAUAUCCCAUUCUCCAGGGAGGAUCACUGCAAAGUAUUUAUCCCAGCAUGCCACUGUGAUAAGAACCUUUCAGAGGAUAAAGGAUGGAAGUUCUGAAACUGUCUAAGGGGCAAACUACAUAUCAUAUGCAAAUGUUUGUAACAAAUCCCUGACAGCUGCAUUUCUGAAUAAAAGUGGGUUGGGAGGGGCAUAUCUUCAGUAGAAAAGUGAGGAAAGGCUUUUAACCCUUUCCCUGACAGCUAGUUUCUCAUACAAGGAAAUACAGUGGUACCUCGGGUACAGAUGCUUCAGAUUACAGACGCUUCAGGUUACAGACUCCGUUAACCCAGAAAUAUUACCUCGGGUUAAGAACUUUGCUUCAGGAUGAGAACAGAGAUCGUGCAGCGGCAGUGCAGUGGCAGCAGGAGGCCCCAUUAGCUAAAGUGGUGCUUCAGGUUAAGAACAGUUUCAGAUUAAGAACGGACCUCCGGAACGAAUUAAGUUCUUAACCCGAGGUACUACUGUAGAUAUUUGCAUCCUGAUGGUAAUCAGGAUGAUAAUCAGCUAGGAUAAUUUGGAAAAGAGAAGUCUGUCUGUUGGGGAAAGGCUUAAGCGCCUGCUCCCUAUCUAAUGCUUCGCUGCUCAAAAUGGUUCUCUCCCAAAGCCUAUUUUCUUCAGAAAAGUGGCUGGAGGAGCAGCAUUCACACGUGGUUCUUUUUGUCUCUAAAAGACUGUAGUCUUGUUCACAUUUGUUUCACUAAAAUCCAUCCAAGCAAGAUGUUUCAGUAAGCUUCAGUACUGUUUUUUGUAUGGACACAAAUUGCUGACAGGCAAUAUUGCUGAAAGGCCUAUAGCCUUCACAAUGCUUAGUCGUUAACCCUUGAUCCACCCUCUUUUCUGGGAGCAGCAGACUUCAAAGCUGUAAGGAUGAUUGAAACAGGUACAUCAAGAGCCUCUAUAAUAUUAAUAUAAAUAAAAACUUCAGAAUAUUUGACAGGUACAGUAAGCACUUUGUAGCCACUGUAGGUGUGGGAGCAUCUCUCAUUCACCAUGAAGAAACUACAUUGUCCAAUUCACUCCAUGUUUUUAAGCAUGUUCAUGUGCCUAUAAAUACAAUUUAAACUUAAAGAAAUAAGAAAUGUGUAUUUUGCAAAAGCUGGAUUUGCAGGCUAUACCUCCCUGCCACAUUGUUUCCUACAGUUUUCUUUCCUCCCUUUCCUAGUAUAGUGUCUUCUUUGUUUUGUGAAAUUAUUGACUUCAGUUAUAAUAACAGAGGGUUAGUUAUGAAGUUGGCUGCAUGUUUAUGCUGAGAAAUGUGUAUAAACGUGACCAUAAAUCACACCAGGGAAGGCUCCUGCAGUGUGCUGUCCUCUUUGGGAAUUACUAAGCGUAGCUGACAGACACGGCCAAACUAAUAAAUCCAACUCUCCAAGGAAACCUAGGACAUGUUUGUAUUUAAAAAACAAAUCAACUUUAAUUUGUGAUCACCUCAAUAGCUGUAGUGGUGAAGCAAAACAAGGUAAAGUUGGGAAAUCAAAGUGCCUAUUCCUGUAAAAGGCUGACCACACACUGUUUGUUACUUCCUUCCUUCCUGGGCUACUUCCAUCCUCAGCAAUAGCAGGUUUUUCUGGCCCUCUCUCGCCCUGGCAUAACUGGUCCUCAGGAAUGUUUAGUAGGUGACAGGCAAGCCUUAGGCAGAGAGCACAGGUUUCGUGGCAUUUUUUUCCCUUUCCCUUUUCCAUCUCGCCAUAAAACUAUGGCCCUUUACUGAUAUGCAGUGUAAACCUAUCCACGUAUAUGCCAAAGGAAGUCAUAAUGUAUUCAGUGGUGCUUACAUCCAGUUAAGUGUGCAUAGGAUUUCAACUUCAGUUUUCUUUCGCAUCCUUCUGCUGGUGGAAGACUUUGAUCCAGUGAAGGCUCUUGUCAUCAGAAUGCAGGGAGAAACAAAGUUUGCUGCUUCCCCUCCUUCUGUACCCAGGCUGUUGCAAAGGGUCAGCUGGCCUCUAGAGCAGAUUUUGCAUAGCGAUAUCCUCAAAGGAUGAGGGGGAAAGGUGAAAAUGGUCUCCCUUACUGUUUCGCUUACCGAAGCCUCUACUGAAUUAAAGAGGCUUUUGUUAGCAUGGGAAUACUAUUGGUUAUCCCUUAAUUAAAGCAGUAAAAUAUUAAAUAUUAAAUAUAUUAAAGAAAUAAAACAUAGUGUAGUCCUUCCACCCUCAACCAGGUGAAAAAAAAUGCCCCAAAGCACAUCUUUGUUCAUAGUCCUUUAUUGGCAUUACUGGAAGACUUAAUUUGCCAGGGAAAGUGUGUCCCUUGUUGUUUUUUCUUUAUUUGUCCAUCCAGUAAGAGCUGGAAUUGUAGAAUUUGAGGUUAGCCAUGCACAUGAGAAGAAUCCAAUUAAUGCAGAAUCUUAUCAUAGUUGAUACAUUCAUAUUGUAGGUGAAAAAACAAACUGCUAAAUGUGUCAGCUAUUCUGUGCAUGUUUUGUGCCCAGUACUGUUUAAAUUGUCACAGGCUUUCUGAAUAUUCUACAUUCCACUUGGAGUGUUUCUCCCAAUUCCUGCUUCAGCUUCUUGCCCAAGUAUCAUGAAUGUUCUAGGACAGAGGAUAUUGUUUUAACAGGUCCUGGAACAUCAGUUAUAAUAAAAACAAGCUAAGGAAACAGAGCAAAACAAAAUUUCAUCCAUACAUUUUGCCUGGGGCCAUUAUCCUUUUGUUUGUUUGCUCCCACUUUCAGUUGUACAACUCUUGUACUGCAGUGCUAUGCAAUUGCUUGUUUUGUAGAUUUUGAGUGCUGUAUAUACAACUUACCAUACCUUCCAUGCAUAGUUUAAGUUGAUCAUUCCCUCCUGGAUACCUAGAAAUGUGACCUAUAAACCUAUAAACCAAAGGAUUUCCAUUUCAACUGAUGUAACACCUAUUCUCAAUUGGAGUUUUAGAAAUAGAAGAAUGUAUACAUUUAUAAAUGGGAGCUCCACUCUAUUUUGCUUUUUCACAUAAGGCAGAGGUUUUCAACCUUUUUGAGUCCAUGGCUCCCUUAACCAAUUACAUUCUUUCUGCAGCACCCCGUGGGGCUCAGGAGCCCAGUUAUGUCACCCCUUGCCUGCAGAGCUGGCAGCCUCUCACCCUUUUUCAAACACCCUCCCACUUGGAGUGUUCCCUCAGCCUCCUCUCCUCUCCCCUCUUCUUGGGAGUCCUCUAGGCAGCAGCUGCUGCUGCCCUUGGCCUCUAAGCCCCGCCCCCCACCCAAAAGAGAGGUGCCUCCCAGAGGCACCAUUCACCUGUAGAGUUUAUAGCCAGGGCUGCUGUAGUAAACAGCUGUGCAAGCCUUUGGGACGCAGAGACACAAGAGAGCGUCAGUGGAGGGAGGGAUGGAAAAAGGGACAGAGGCCAGUGUUGCCCACAGCACCCCUGACCGUCAUUCAAGGCACCCCAGUUGAAAACCACUGACAUAAGGGAUUGAUUACAAACAACAGUGCCUUCAUGAAAGUACAUAAUUAUAUUACAAGUUGCCUUUUUUAACCUAAGGGAAGUUUAAAAGCAACUUUGGAUAUAUCAGGAAUGGAUAAGCAGAAUUAGAUAGAAAUUGUUAUAUGGGUCUUCUAGUCAUGCUUUGCUCGAUUGGGGUUUAAGAGUACAGUAAUUGUAAAUUCUGCUGAUACUACCCUUCUUUUAAAGCAACAUGCUGGUUGUAUAUUUGUUGUAAGCACAUUUUGCAGAGAGUUCAUAUUUUCUUGUGUUUAGGUAAAUUAACUAACUAACUAACUAACCAAUUAACUAUUGGAAUUCUACAUGUUACCACAAUGUGUUAAGGUUAAAAGUGCACGCAAAAAUGGUUUCUACACUGAAAAUGUAGAUUCUAAGCUUUCAGAUAUCCUUGGACAAUUUUUCAACCCCCUGGCAAUCAGGAAUUGUCUAACUAACAUCAAGGAGACAUUACUUGAAAUAUAGAAAACUUUUAUUUGAAUUGUUUGAUAUUUGACUUCGUUCUUCAUGUAAUGAGUUGUGUGAUGUUUCUUUUUCCUCUCUCUUUUUAAAAACUUUGUAACAAGACCCUUGAGAUUUGUAUUCUGAUUACUUUGGAAAUCUGGAUUAGUCUUCUUUAGCAAUACCUUUUAACAUAGUAAGCACACCAGCAUCUUUUAGCAUCAUAUUGCUAGAAGCCAAAGAGUAAUUUGGUUUAUGACAAUAGGGCCUAAAUCCAGUUAGAGUCAUGUGUGCUGUUAAACCAUUGUAAUUAUCAGAUGAUCAGGACCAAUACAUUGGCAGUAGAUCCUAAUUAAUGGUUUUCUGUGAACAUGCAGAUGUCUCUGGCUUCACUACUCCCAUAGCAUAGGCAGGAGCAACAGACCACAAUCUCUGGUUUAGCAUGAUAUCCAAAGACCCAGUAUGAAACUGACUGGGCUUGUAUUUGAGAGCACAGUCGGGCCUUUUGUGCGGUGGUGAAGACAGAGAAGGCUUAGUGUGCUGACUGCACUGCAUAUCUGAGUAGCUGGCUAGCAGAACUGUUCCAUGUGGUGAGAGGAAUGUUGACAUCUGUCCCAGGGAAUAGUGUUGGAACCAUGGGAGGCCUGCUGUGACGAGUUUGACAGGCCUUUGAGGAUAAAAGUACUUGUCUUCAUGCUGAGUUUAGUGCCACCAUUAUUAUAGAGCCAGGGAGCUGUCCAGCAAAACAUACUGCCCAAUCCUGUGGGAUUGGCUUCAGCUGAUGAGGCCUGAAAAUAUGGACAACGUGCUUGCAGCUUUUUAGCCUAAAAUAUGCCCCCCCUCUGGCAACCCCUGCCCAUUAUGGCUUAUUUGAGCUGGUCUGGGUUGAAGGUGGGAAGGUGGCCAGGUAACCUAAUGAUGAUGAUGAUGAGGAGGAGGAGGAGGAGGAGGAGGAUUUUUUAUUAUUUAUACCCCGUCCAUCUGGCUGGGUUUCCCCAGCCACUCUGGGUGGCUUCCAACCGAAUAUUAAAAACACAGUACAGCAUCAAACAUUAAAAACUUCCCUAAACAGGGCUGCCUUCAGAUGUCUUUAAAAAGUAAGAUAGUUGCUUAUUGCCUUGACAUCUUCUGAGAGGGCAUUCCACAUGGCAGGCACCACCACCGGGAAGGCCCUCUGCCUGGUUUCCUGUAACCUCACUUCUUGCAUUGAGGAAACCACCAGAAGGCCCUCACCGCUGGACCUCUGUGUCCAGGUUGAACAAUUAUUGCUUCUACCCUAAAAAAGGGGUCCUGGAGUUGCUAGUUACAGGAUUUUUAUAGUAGCUAUGUCAUGGAAAACUCACUUUCUACAUCUCAGGCCAGAAUUACACGCCAGCCAACUGAUUUUUCUAUAGGAAUGUGAGAUAGGCAUCAUUUUCUCUUCCACCCCGUAUUUGUCAUAUGCAGCACUGUUUCCAUUCUGCUGCAGUUCAUCUUCCGUCAAAUGCUGUUAUUCGCCUUGCUGUCUGCUGUGGGAAAAUUUCAUAUUUUACAUAAUGAAUUUGAAACUUCAUAUGCAUGUUAAGACAGGCUCUGGUGGGUUGAGUGGAUGAGACCAAUAGUGGGUCCAAUGGUCAAGAAGGCAGUUGGAUAGUGUCUUGUACGCCUCCUUCCAACAACUCCUUAGGCCCAGCUGGUACCAAACAUAUUGCUGUGCUUUCCUUUGCUCCACAUCAGUGAGACCAAGAGAAGGAUCUUGUCGUCUGGGCAGCCCAGGAUCUCCAUACACACUGCCCAGGCUUGCAUCCCAGGGAGGUCAGUUUGGUGGCAUGACCCUGCUUUGCUUUAAUCACAGAGAGUUUCUUCUCUAUGAAAAGGGAUACAGUCUGCCUGACUUCUAGUUUCCCUUCUAGUUCAACUCCCCACCGCAUUCUGUGAGCUCACAUGUUGUGGUUGAGCUGUUUUUAUUAAUUUCCGUUUUCUCUUUCUCUACAAACCUCUGUACUUCUGAGUACCUAGGGAGUCCGCAAAGCAUGCAGAAAUUACAGCCUUGUAUUUGAGUGGCCCCAUUUUGCUUCCAAAAUGAUAGGCGCUCAAACACCUGAGCUUGCUAUUAUGUGGAAUGGUGAUAGUUAAAUGAGACCUUUGAAGUUAAAAGCAGUAUGCCUCUGAAUACUGGAUGUUGGGAAUAAUCAGUGGAGGAGGUGUGUUUCUUUCAUGGCCUGCUAGUGGGUUUUCUGCAGGCCUUUGGCUGGUCAAAACAGUGCCGGAUUAGAUGAACCCUCUUACCCAGCAGAGUUUUUCCUUUGUGCUUAUGUUUUAAUGCCCUCAAGUCACAUUCAGAAGAUUUGGCUGCCGUUAAAUAAAAUUUAGCAUUGGGCAUAAUCCAGAGAAAGUUAAGCAUGCUUAUGAGUUGUUGAACUUAGUGCUACAUUAGCAUUUAAUGGUACAGUUAGGUCCCACUAGAGAAAGUUAAGCAUACUUCAAUUCUAUUAAUGUUUUCUACAAGCACCUGAGUGACAACAUGCACAUGGUCUGUAGAAUUGUAAGUAUUGAUGUUUAAAUCACAUUGUUUUAAGCGUCCAUUGGUUUUGUUGUAUAGUGCUGGUGGAAAAAAUGCAGAGGUUAAUUAGAAUUUUGGGGAAGUCUUUGGAUGGUAAAGGUUAAUGAAUUACUAAAGUAUAGGGCGAUAUCUAAAUUCAAUGAAGAAGAAGAAGAAGAAGAAGAAGAAGAAGAAGAAGAAGAAGAAGAAGAAGAAGAAGUAGUAGUAGUAGUAGUAGUAGUAGUGUGGGGUUAAAAGCUUUGUGUGAAUCAUUUUAGCAAACUAGUUCCACAUCAUUCUAUUAUAUAGUGUCAACUAGAAGAGUGCAGUUUGAAGGAGAAUAGUCUUCAUAAUUAAAUAAGCCAUUCUUAGGUUUAUAUUUAUCACUUUAAUUCCCAGCCAACCCAUUAUUCGAUUCAAACUUCGCCACUUUUAGAAGCACUAGCAUCAGGCACAGCACUUAAACAGUGCUCCACCAUCAUUUCAUAAAAUACUGUGCAAAGCUAAUGAAACCAUUUCAAUAAGUGUUAAUGCUGUGAUACAGAUGCUUAGUAAAGCAGAAAUGUCCCAUAUAUUCCUAUAAUUGUAUAUUUAUCAUUUGUAUUUAUUUUUACAGGUGACUGAGCUGGAGUGUGUUAGUAGUCAAGCAAGUGCGGUCCACACACAUAAAACAGAAUUAAACCAGACAAUACAAGAAUUAGAGGCAACGCUGAAGAAAAAGGAAGAGGUACUCGCUUGCAUUUGUUAAUUGACUUUUUAAUAGCCCUGAUUAUUUAUCUUAUACACCAUUCAUAGUAUUGCAUUUUAAAAUGGUUGUGGAAAUCGGAAUAAUUUUUAAAAAUAAUGUUUCAGUCUGGGACUGAUGAUGAUGAAAAAUCAAUCAGUUUCUUAAAGGUAAGCUUAGCUUGCAUCAAAAUAAGUUGUCUACCAGUAAUUUGUUUUUUGUUUUUUUAUUCUGUUGACUAACAUCCAGAAUGAGAUAACAUCCAGAAAAUUCUUUGCAUAGGGAAAAACAUUUAGAUAAAUAUGGGUUGUUCCCCCCCAAAAAACACACAUUUCUUUCAAAAGUCAGUAGCUUUCCUCUGUCCUUCUUAGAAAUGUGAAAGCAGGCUGACAAACAGGCCAUAACUCAUUUCUAAAAGAUGGCUUUUAUAUACUGGUUCAAAGUGCCUGAAGAGUCAGGUGUAUUAGAGUUAAAAGUACUUCCUCUAGUGAUGAUGAUCGGCAGACUGACCCCUGCAGUAUGAGGCCAUGCAUUGGUGGGAAGUUCAAAAAGCGUCUUUGUUGCCUUUGGCAAACCGCACUCACUUCCCCAAAGAGUGAAUAAUAGGUAGGGAUUGCUUUUUAUAUCACUUCUCUAGUCCUAGAAGCACGCUAUUAUUUCGCUGUCAGUAAUUGGCGCCAGAUGUUUCAGAGGACAGUUCAAGAUAUCUCACUGCAGUUCCGAAAUAGCAUGCCUUCAGGGAAGUUUCUUCCUCGUCACCUAACUGCUAGACAUUUAUUGCACAAAGAAGUGUUGAGAUGUUCACUACUUCCACAGAUGUCUACUUUUAUUCUUGAAAUCAUUCUCUUCACAGAAGGCAAGUUAGGCUCUAAGCCAACGUUAUUAGUAUCUAGCCUGACUAAAUGAUUCCAGUGUUGCUUUAGACUUGGUCAUGAAUUGUUGCAUAUAUUUCAUUACAAUUCCUCUGGCUUUCUUCUUGCUAUAGAAUAGACAGAUGUACACAGUCCCUUGUAACUGAAAUUUCAUCUUUGUUCUUUGCAGCGUUCCCUCCCUGGUGUCUUUAGCCCUGAAAAACUGACUCUCUGGCAGCCGAUUCUUAUGACUCAAUUACAGCUAUUGCUAUUUCUAUGCUUAUGAACCUGAAGCACAAAUGAUGCUUCCUACUGGGAACUGUGCAUGUUUUGAGAAGCAUGCUGAAGUUCAAAGCUCUAGGGCUGGCCAGAUGGCUCUCAGGGUGAUUCAGUUUGGCCCACCCUCUGACUCUAGUUUCACUGCAUAAGUACCUGUGAAAAAUACCAAUGGGUUCUGCAGCAUUGGCAACCCUGUCUUGUGUGUCCUGAUAUGAUGAGGAGGAUUUGUCCAGGAUGAAAGUUAGGUUGACUUUGGAUAAUAUGCUGUUUUAUCCCCUUUAGGAAAUAGAAAAAUUGAGACAAGAAAUUGACAAUGCCAGAGAACUUCAGGCACAGAGGGACUCUCUAACUCAGAAGUUACAAGUAAGUUACAGGGUGAAUAGGGUUGUAUCUGCUUGUAGAUAACAAUAAAAAAGAGGAAAGAAGUUGGAUAAUUUUGGAUCUUGAAGACUUGUACAGACAGACAGUUUGGGGUUGCAGAAUAGCCCCCACCCCCUUACUGCUUUGAUGGGGCUAACUGUGUUCCUGCAGUGUUUGUGUGAACAUUGUACAAGUGUGAUGGAAGAAGGGAAGCUUUGUCACUGCGCAGGGAAAGCCCGUUCACAUUAAACAAACAAGCAAAUCAUGAGGAUGAGUGUCCUAGUGCUGGAGAGAAGGACUGUACAUCUUUCAAGGGGGGAGAAAACAAAUAAAAGAAGUGAUAUGCUCUGGUGUGGGUAUGUGAAUUCCCUUUCAGACUUCCUUUUCUUAAUAAAAGGUUACAUACCGUAUUUUCGCUCUAUAGGACGCACCGGACCAUAGGACGCACCUUGUUUUAGAGGGGGAGAACAAGAAAAAAAAAUUCUCCCCCUCUCUGCUCAGUGCCCCUUCAGCGAAGCGGCAGGAGAAAUAGAGCCCCUUCCAUUUCUCCUCCCGCUUGGCUGAAGGGGCGCUUCUCAGCUCUCCCUCUCUGCUGAAGCCAGGAGAGUCUUGCUCUCCUGGCUUCAGCGAAAGGAACCUGAAUCCUGUGGAGUGCAGCAGGAACUUGCGCUGCGCUCCGAAGGCUUCAGGCGGCUAUCCCUGAAGCCUGGAGAGCAAGAGGGGUCGGUGUGCACCGACCCCUCUCGCUCUCCAGGCUUCAGUGAAAGCAAUGCGAAGCCUCCAGAGCGUGGAGGGAGCGCUCCCUCUGCACUUCAGAGGCUUCAUGUUGCUAUCGCUGAAGCCAAGGAGCCUGCAUUCACUCCAUAGGACGCACACACAUUUCCCCUUCAUUUUUGGAGGGGAAAAGUGCGUCCUAUAGAGCGAAAAAUAUGGUAAGUAUUCCUAGAGUUCCAGGGUGGUCCAAUGUGUGGCCCUCAAGGCCUAUUUUGGCGGCUUUCAGCAACAUUGGAUGUCCCGUACAGCCCUCACUUUGCCUUCCCAAAGCUGGGUAAGCCAGGUGCUGGGCUUUGAGAAGGAGGUGUGAGGGCUCUGAUAGGCUCCUGGAGUCCCCCUGCCUCCUUCCUAGUUAGCACUUUCCCAGCUUUGGGGAGGAGGUGGGAGGGCUCUAGGACCAUGCCAGAGCUUUAUGCCUCUUUUCCAAAGAAAGGCCCUUAGAGUUGAAUUUCCAGAUCAGGCCAAGAUCAGCAAAGAAUUACAAGCCCAAGAACACAAGCUGUUCCUAGAUAAUCCUCCCAUCUCAUGCAGACAGGUCAACAGAAUGCUCAGAUGCAAUAUGAGCUUAAGUUACUUGGGGAUAUUUGAUGGUUGGGAACACUGCAGUGUAUUUUCUUGGGAAGAAGCAGAAGAGGGCUGUCUAGAGCAGGGAGGGUUGGGGAACAUGUGGGCAUUUGAACAUAGUUGCGCUCUGACCGCCAUCACCCCUGACCAUUAGCCAUGCUGGCUGAAGCUGAUGGGAGUUGGGGUCCAUCAACAUCUGGAGGGCCAAAAUAAAGCCUUCUGUUGAUGCCUUCCUGAGCAGGUAAAAAUGCUGAAAUUAGUAUCUGGAAAUUUGGACUGCAUUUUAUAUUUCUAUUGAAUGGCAAACAACCAAACUUUGAUAAGCAGGUAGGAGUAAUUUCUGCUAGAACACAAACACUUCCUCUUACAUAUCUGUUGCAAUUUAUGCUGGGAAUUUUGGCGUUCAUAGCUUUUGAAGCUGCAUUCUUUAACAAAUUGCUGCAGGCCUUGAUGUCUUUCAUCUCUUCAAAUGAGCGUAUGUUUUAGAUCUUGAUUGCCUGUAGAUUCUGUGUUCUCAAAACUGACUGGUCGAGUUACUUGGAGAUAAGCAGUAAGAUUAUAUACACACUCAAAUGAUGUCAUGGUCUGUUAUUAGCCAAAUGCUGCACAGUGCAUUUUCAUUUGACAUGUAUCACCAUUCAGUGGGAUCUAUGCCCUUGACAAACUUAAAAAAAAAUAUUCUUAAAUAAGUGCAACAAAAGAAUCCUUUGCAAAACAAUUUUACGUGGUUACAUGAUUACAUGUUCUUUCCUACAGGUAACUCUUAUGCUUAUUUUACUUACGUGAUCACAGCUUUGUGUGGGGCUUGGGGAAGGAUAAAUAAAUAAGGAGCAGAGGAAAUCCACCCCCACCCACCCCCAUGCAAAGCUGUGGUUGUGGACUUACAUGGCUUUGGGAAGACGGUGUGAGCACUUUGGCAGCAUCCUGGAGCCCUCUCACUGCCUUCCCAAAGCCAGGCCAGUGCUAACUUUAGGAAGGUUCUCUUGGACACUGGCAGAGCCCUCCCACCUUCACACAGCCAUGUAGGCAACUUGGGUGGGAGGGAUGAGUUCUUAACUACCAUUUAAAAUCCUGUUAACAAUGACCUGGUUCCUGACACUGCCAAAAACAAAGUUUUCCUUUUAAAUCCAUUUGUAAUUAAAUGAUGUUUAAAUGAUAAAAUAUAUAUUUACUAAGAUGCUAAAUCAUAUUGUGUUGGCUAGUCCAUGCAUCUCUAUUUAUCCUCCAUUCCCUUCCUAAUUGUAUGUGAGGCAGUGGCGAAAGCACACUUCUGUCUAUGCUAAUCAUGGUAUAUAGCAUGCGGCCAUUUUUGUGAGCACUCUGACGGGGUCCUAGACUCCUCCUUCCUCCUUCCUCCAUCCCAAAGCCUAGUUAGCUUUUUCCCAGCUUUGGGGAAGGGGUGGGAGGGCUCUAGGACCCUGCUAGAGUCUCUAUGUGUCAAAUUUUGGCCUCACCACUGCCCCCCAACCAACAAAGCAGUGUGGGGCCUACAGCUUCUGGGUUAAAGUUCUGUUGCAGCCCACUUGGUAUGAAAAGUUGGACAGCCCUGAUGAAGAUGCUAUCCUACGUAGCUACCUCCAAUUAGGAAUGUGAACUUCAAUCUCCAUUUGUGUGUAAGAGAUAACCCUGUUGAGCCUGAUGAUCACUCCAGCUCCAUGUUAACUGUACAGAAAACUGAUAAAGAUAAUACUGUAUUUACAAAUGACAUAUAUCGCUUCUUCUUCUUCUUUUUUUUAAGGAAGUGGAAGUUCGAAACAAGGACCUAGAAGGACAACUGUCUGACCUAGAGCAGCGUCUGGAGAAAAGUCAGAAUGAACAAGAAGCUUUUCGCAAUAACUUGAAAACACUUUUAGAAAUUCUUGAUGGCAAAAUCUUUGAACUAACAGAACUACGAGAUAACCUGGCCAAGCUAAUAGAAUGCAGCUAAAGAAAACGGGAUCUCAGUGCCAACCUUCUUAAAGAUGCACUGUCUCUCUUUAUAGGACUUUGUUGGGCUCUGCAUCAAAGUUGCACAAAAUUAGGAAAACGCUCCUCCAGGAGGGCCUGUUUUAAAUUUUCAACAAUAUAUUUCAGUGUAAAAUUUUAGAAUUCAGCUUGUAGCUAGUUGGGGAAAAAAUAAUAACUUGAACUACAAAUUACCUCCUUGUAUAUAAUUGGCCAUAGAUAACUCGAAAGAUAUUAACAGUAAUUGAAUGCAAUCCUUUUCUAUUAUUAGCCAGUGAAAUAAUGAGAAGUGCCCCAUAUGGCAUCCCUUUUAGUGUUAGACACAUUGUAGAUGAUCUGUCUUAUUUUGUUUUUCUUUUGUUGGUUAAGACACUUAAUUGCUGUGUUUUGUGCAAGAACUUUGCGAUGACAGCCCUCUCUUUUGUUGUAAUCUUAAUAAUUUCUCAGGAUAUUUUGCACUGUUAAGAAAUAGUGCAUUACUAAUUAAUUCUUGCCAGGAGUGAGAGAGAGUUGCAUCUUUAAUUCAUACCUAGUGAGUAACUGCUUGUAUAGAGUUCUUCCCUUUUUUAUACUGGAAGAUACUGUAUUUAUUUACGAUGUUCACUCUGGUGUUCACUAAUAUUGUCCAGUGUAUGGUUUACUUUUCUCUAUUUAAGUUCAUGUAUGUAGAAGUUCUGUGUUCCAUUUUGAAGCCUAUCUAUGAAGACAGGUGAGUCCCUGAAAAGUAUUUUCAAAUUUGCUAUAUACAGAUAAGCAUCAAUCUAGUCUUAUUUAUUAAUACCACAUACGUUUAAUAUUCACUGUUACCAACAUAUGUUUUAAUAAUUCUUUAAACCAAAACUUCUUCAGAGUAAUCAGUGCAGCUUGUUAUAGAUAUAUUGUGGAUACACAGUAAUUGCCAGGGUGUUUACAUUGACCUUGCUCAUUCAAAGAAACUGUAUAAUCACAGGAAAUUGGAGAUCUUUUCCCCUCCUCUUUGAACCUUCACAUCACAUGUUUAUCAGAACCACACCAGGCAAUAUUCUGAAUUUCAAAACAGGAAUUGAAUUCAGUUAUUCUCAGUGAACAUGUUUUUAAGUUGUUUUGAUGUGAUUUACAAAGACUUUUGCCAAACAUGUAUUUCUUUAUAUAAUAUUUUUUUAUUUUAAAGAAAAAAAAAAUGAAAGGUAAGCCAAGUGUCAAAUGUCUGCUUACUGAAUGGGAGUUGCAUUAUGGGACAAUCUUGCUGUAAAUUGUCUAAUAUUGGAGAGGAUUUUUAAAACGAAUGGGGGGGGGGAAAUCAAACACAAAGAUGCACUGACAUUUUCUUUACACCCAAAUUAAUUUGAAUGUUAAAUGCAAAAUCCAGCUUGAAUAUAAACUCUGUACAAUAGAAAUUUUUUUCCACUUAAGGACUGCUAUUCAAAACUAGAUAAUAUAAGUCGGGUUUUUUAUGUGUGUACUGUAUGUAUAUACUGUAUAAUACACGCAUUCUAAUUUGUAUUCAAAGUGGGAGAAAUACAUGGUGGGUUAAUUUAUAAAAUGCCAUUUUCUUUUUCUGUAAUUUAACAGGUGUCUCCUGAAAUGUCAGGAUUACUGUUUAGCUAACAGUAAAUUAUCAUGUAUUAUACUGUAUGUACUGUACACAUCAUUUGAGUUUCAUCCAUAUUUUAGAGUAUUCUGCCACUUAUUUUAUUUAUUACUGGAGAAAAUAUUUGUUCAUUGCAUUCAUAGGUAAAAGCUUUCUAUGGUGAUUUUUUUUUUAUAGCUAGAUGUUAACGAUGUGUAACUUUAUCAGGUCCAGGACAGUAGUGAUUACCUGAUUUUAAUUUACCUGGAGAAGUUUGUACCUGAUUCUCUUGCUAUAUGAGUGUCAAUUGGAAACAUCUUCAGAAAAGUAUAAAAUUGGUGUAAUUGUAGGAGGAAUGAAGUAUGUUCAUGAGUGUUAUUAAUUAUAACAAGUUAGAACAGAAAUUUGAUGGCAAAAAAUGUAACAUUAUUUUUAAUGAGAUCAAAAUUUUUAAUACAAUGACAUUUACAUGUGGGAAAAUAGUUUACAAAAUAUUUCCACUGAAAUGCUGUGUAUAUGUGUGGUACAAGAAAUUUAUUUGUAUAUGUACACAUACACACACAUGUAUAUACAGUACAUGGAAAAAUUUAAAUGUGCACAUUUUUAAUAUUUUCCUAUUGAAAUUAAAUUUGAAAAUUGGAAAUCAAUAUUUGAGAAUUUCUUUUCUCAUGUAUAUUAAGAUGCUUGACUUUGGGUUCUUUUGUUUGUAAAAAUAAAAUCUAUGAGGGCUGCACCAUUGAACUCCCAAAAGUCAUCCAAUAUGUAUAUGGGAUAAGUGGAAUUAAGUGCACAUAUAAAUAAAAUCCUAUUGUUAAGAAUAUUUUAAUGUUCAUUUACGGUAGGUGGGUGUUUAGAAAUUGUAUUCUAGAAAUUGUAUUCUGAAAUUCCUAAUUAGGUGAUCAUACCUACUUUAGCCACUACACUUCUGUAUUAUUAAGGUAAUAAUUGGCAUAAUGGACAAGGUCAUGUUUUCCCCAGAGACUGGUAUUACAUAUUGUAUCUAUCUUAAGAGAAACUGUGGGAAUAUAUAUGCCAGAAAAUGUUGGGUACUGUGGACAAACAAACAAACAAGAAAUUACAUAGGAGAACAAUUACCCUGUGUACUUGUUAUAUGACAAUUAUGGAGACUUGUUUUAAAAAAACACCAUUCUUUUAAAACCCAACAAAUACAGUUUUUAUUUUGAAAUACAAUUGCUGUUCUGGAGAAUGUACUUUACUCAAUUUUUUCUUCUUCAGCUCUUUUUAAGUAUUACAAACUGUUCAAUGGAUGGCAGCGUUUACCUUAAUCCUUCAGGUGCUACUGGAUUUUGAAUUAGAGUGUCAUGUUGUGAAAUUCUGACUUUGACAUAAAAAGGUUUUAUAAGUACAUCCCCGUCUGGAAGUUGGUUAUUGGAGCCUCUUUCUCAUAACUCUACUCCAGAAUAUUCCAAUAUUUCCCCCAACACCUAGUCUGGAUUCAAGUAGAUCCAUUGAAACAAAUGGGACUGAAGUUAGAUGCUUUGAAAUCAAUUGGAAUUAUUAGUCAUGACUAACUUAAGUCUAAUUGGUUUCUGUGGGUCUACAGUAAUCAUGACCAAGUCUGGUUCCAUCCCAACAGUACCUUAACUACAGCAC
Molecule: messenger RNA, 72280 nt
Organism: Podarcis lilfordi (Lilford's wall lizard)
Lineage: Eukaryota; Metazoa; Chordata; Lepidosauria; Squamata; Lacertidae
Source: the annotation of a GenBank genome assembly